This is a messenger RNA of Xyrichtys novacula (pearly razorfish), 51460 nucleotides long. NCBI's taxonomy places the organism in Eukaryota, Metazoa, Chordata, Actinopteri, Labriformes, Labridae. The record is from the annotation of a GenBank genome assembly.
GCAGUUGCCCCAGCGGCUCCACACAGCCAGCAGGCUAGACUCCUAAAGCUUUACAGAUUUAUCUCAGACAUUAUCGUUUUGAAUACAAUCCCUCUCUCUCUCUCUCCCUCUCUCUCUCUCUCUCUCCCCCUCUCUUGCACGCGCUGCGCCCGUGCUCAUCCGGACACGCGGCUGGGAUUUCUUCUUUUCCAUGUAACUUAACGGCAGCAGCGGCAGUAGCAGCAGCAGCGGCAGUUGUUGGACCGGCAUUUUUCGGCGCCGUCUCCUCCUCCUCCUCCUCCUCCUCCUCGCAGCGGAUUUUACAGAGAACCGCGAUGAUAUUCGGCAUCACCCUGGACUGAAACUAAAGCCGUUAUUCCGGGACAUUUCAACACCUCGGACAGCGAAAAAAGAAAAGGGUUUCAGCACCCUGGACAGAGAGCAGCCAUUCUCAGAGGAGGUAAGGCAGCGGAGUUGAACAGUUUUUAUUUGGUUACAGCAGGAAAAAAUGAUCCUUGUGUAAUUUGUUGAACGUGCAGCGACUUCCAUGAGAAAGACAGAGGGAAUAUAGAAGCACAGAUACAACAAACGGCAGAGGAGGGUGAAGGUCUCCAUCUUUUUAAAGCACUUUAACAGAGUUCCUUUACAUCUGAGUUUAACGGAAUGAUUUAACCAUGUUGCCACUCGAGUUCUCCGUAUUAAACAGACUAAAUGUGAAGGAGACAGUUCACUCUGGUGUCUAGAUUCAACAGAGAAAGCGCAAAUAACGGGAUCGGAGGGUUUUUAUCACCAUCCUCACACUCCUCCUCUUCAUCUUCCUCAGUUUAAUUUAAAGCAGCUGUUUAUUUUGAGGAGUCAGCGCGUGCCCAAGCAGCGGCGGCUCGUGCCUCCGUUCUGCGCGGAAAAAUCAGCCCAUCCAUGUUGCAGGGCCCCCCCACCGCCAAUCACCCACCACACACACACACACAAACACACACUAAAGCCUAGAGAAAUAUAACCCUCUCGACCCCGGGUUACUUCCUAAUAUGGACACUUCCGUUUAGAUACCUGAUAACGAGCAGGAGACCCAUACAUUUAAAUUAUAUAACAUUUUUACAUUUACUAUAAGAGGGCAGACUGAGGGCCUCAAUGGCUCUUCAAACAGGAAACACGGCUGCUCCCUGGACCCCCUUAAAGGGAUAUUCCAGCGUAAAAUUAAUUUAGGGUCAAACACACCGAAACGCCAAGUUAGACCCCCCCUCCAGAGAUGAAUGUUGCCAACCGCUUACUUUUAUAGUUAUACCAACUUUAGUAACGACCGUGCGAUAGCAAUACACAGCGGUAUUCGCCUCUCUAUAGCCACAAAUAAUGCUCAGAACAGCACCUAACUUCAUCAACAGGACAUAUAGGGUCACAGACAUAGUACUAGACACCAAACAUCUUUUUAACUUUGCAUAGAGACUAAACACAACUCACCUACUCUCUUCCAGCAGCCGCUUGUUUGUACAGAGACCUCAGGCCAGUCCAUUACAGACUACAGCGGAGUUUCGCAGCUCAAGGAAGAACAUUUAUGAUAAUUUCGUUAUCAUUUCCUUGAAGUAAUAAUCACCAUAUUAAUCAUUUUGCAGACGCGGUAGUUCUUCUGUCUUAGCGUCUCAGUCUGAUUGUAUUUCCAUGAAGAAAUGAUCAUAAAUGUUCUUCCUUGAGCUGCGAAACCCCCCAACAAGCUGCUGCUGGAAGAGAGUAGGUGAGUUGUGUUUAGUCUCUUUGCUAAAGAAAGUCAAAGUCAAAGUUAAAAAGAUGUUUGGUGUCUAGUACUAUGGCUGUGACCCUAUAUGUCCUGUUGAUGAAGUUAGGUGCUGUUCUGAGCAUUAUUUGUGGCUAUAGAGUGGCGUUUUGGUUGAGCGCGUGGCUCUCUGUAUUGCUAUUGUGCGGUCAUUACUAAAGUUGGUAUAACUAGAGAAGCAAGCGGUCGGGGUGUCUAACUCCGGAAUAUCCCUUUAAUGAGCUUUUAUGACACCUCUCAUCUGCUUGGUUAAAGUUAAUCAUGCAGGUUUCUAUUGGCGCCAUUAUCAAUAUCUCAUCCUCUAACCUUAAACGAUCAGUUCAAGUCCUUAGCUGGAGCUCUUCUUAAGUUCACCAUACUCCUACCGUAUCGUUUAAGACUGUUUAACCCUCAAAACUUCAUGUAUGUGACUGUAGAUUGACAAAAAAUGAUAAAUUAUCACUUUUUCCUCAUAUUUUAAUAGUUCAGCCGAAGAACCAAUCAGCGUAUUAAUCAUCGGUCGAGUCAAAGCCAUAACCCGAACGUCUCAAGUGUUGGUAAAUACUGUCACAUUCAAGGAGCGGUUUAUUUUACAUCCUUGUAAUCCGCGCGGCACAUUAGCUGCUGCUGGGAUUAAACGUGUGACCUUUUGGCGAGCAGAGGGGGAACUUGAAAUUGAUGUGGCCACCCAGCCUCUGUGUUCCCGCUCGCUCGCUCCCUCGCUCGGCCCCAUGCAUCACUUGAUCUGUCUGCUGCAGCUCUUUUUGCACGAAGGAAUUAACUCUCCGAAUGUAAAGGAAGAAAAAUGCUCAUGUCAGACCUGCUUUGUAUAAGAGGUGACCCCCGGUGCUUUUUGCCUCUGGUGCUCUAAUAGGCUCUGAAAGUCCUAAACACACACACACACACACACACAAAUACCCACACGUUUACACACAGCCUGACUGUGCAGUCCCUCCGUGAUGAAGGUUUUCCCUCCCUUCCUCUUUUUUAAUGACGUUCAUUAGGAUUUUGAUUACACCGAAUGUGUGAUAACUCUUGCCUCGGUGGUUAGCGUGUCUGAAAUGUCAGCUGCGACUGUGAGUGACAAGAAUUAACCGAAGGAAGCCAGAAGCGUGAGUCACAGCGGUGAUACUCGCACUCGGCUUCACUCCAGUGCUCUUAAAAGAAAGGAAACACAUUUUCAUAAGCCAGUUUUGCCUCUGGAUUAUUAAACUCUGGACCCUGCUGUAAAGAAAUUGCGGCUCUAUAUCAUGGGGAUGAUGAAAUAAAUGCAAAUUAAUCUUUCAUGCUCAAUUUAUUAUCCAAUAAACAGAGCGUGGAUUUGAAUUUGAAUAGUGGCCCUGCAGAGGACAGGCCACACAAUUGCCGGUUACCCUCUUUUUUUCCAAACUGCCUUUGUCUUGUUAGAAAGAAAUCCCCGGGUUAGAGCGAGUGGAAGACACAGAAUUCUGUGCUUUUAUUGUGAGGCAGCACUCCCUAUAAAAGCAAAGCCGGUUUAACAGUGGUUUUUCCGCCCUGGGGGGUAUGGCUUAACUGGUCCCUCUGUCUAAAACGGUGCCUCAUCAAGAAACACGGCACAGCGCGGCACCUCAGGGUCAGCGGUUACGAGGCCUCAUUGGCAUCCAAGACGCGGCCGCUCCUCGGACUCUGCUGUGGAAUUUUUCAGUGUCACACAGAUCACAAACCGGGCUGCUUUUCAUGAGCGUGCGAGUGUUGAUCACGUAUCUGCAUGCUCGGGAUCCCAUUUAUGAGUCUCUUAAAAUUCAGAAACCCCCACUAGGAACGCAAUUAAAUCCAAUACUGCUCCAACUACAUGAGAGGCCUGUGUGAAAGCCAGAGAGAACGCCCACUCACACCCCUCCUCGCUCACUCACUACAACCCCCCACCACCUCCUCUUUCCCUUUCCCAAUCAGCAUUGAAAGCCCCUCCCCCUCAUCCCGCCGCCGCCGCAGAGUGAAUUGUGGUCAAUUUGAAUGAUCAACUGAAGACAAUCUGGGAGGUAAUAGCUGUCACUGAGGAUAUCGGGCUGUAAUGAGCUCUGCCAACAGCAGACCUGUGUGCACGGGAUAGUCGAUGUGAUUCCUCUCCACUCUUGUUUGUGUCUAAAGCUCCUGUGGCAUGCAGAAACACCCCCCUCCCUCCCCAAAAUUAGACCGCUCUGUCGCCGCUUUCCUCGGCUCCACGCUGGGAAAAGGUUGCAUCCUGCUACGCUAAGCUAAACCGUUCUGUUCUGUGCUUGGCUCUAUGUCAUGAAGCUGCUGUUGCAUCUGAUGCAGUAUAAGCACUGGGCUCAUCUCAUCGGUUCUCAGCCACUGGUUUUCCUCUCCAGAAUGCUUCCGAGGGGCUAUAAUCUCGCUGACAUAAUGGCGUCCACUGGGAUCGAUAGCCAAAUGGCAGAGUGGAUCAAUAGCUACCAUACUGUAAAAUAACGUGGUCUGAGAAAGGGAGAGGCGGAGGGAGGAAGGGAGGGAGGGGAGAGCCUGCAGCAAUCGUAUGUGUGACUCUGGAAACUCUUUGAAAGUAUACUCCUUAAUUAUGGAUCAAAAAUACCAACCUUGUUAACGAGCCAUGUAUUAUAGAUCGCUCCAUGAUCUAUGCUAAUGUAAGCACAGCAGCUGCAGAAAAAAGAGGAGGAAAAAAAAAACUGGCAGGACCUUACUUGCUUGCUUGCUUUUCCUUUUAACUACUUCACAUGCAAAUGCAGACUCACUGAGGGAAAGUACAAGAAAAACGGAGAGGAGGAAAAAGCUCGCAGGAGAAAACAGGCCUCUGAUUGGUCAGAGAGCGUUAACCUUCAUCAAAUGUACAACAUAUCUAUAUAUCCAUAUAAAUAUACAUCUUUACGUCCUCGAUACACAAAACAAAAGUGCUCACACAUCUAACCUAUUUAAUUACCAGUCUGUUUGCUUUCCCUUAGGAGCCAGGAAAUUCAUUAAUCAAGCUUUUAUCCGAGCCUGGCCAAGAGAUAAAACAUUCACUCUAUAUGUAGGAAGACAGCAGAGGAAAGUUCCUGCAGUGUUAUCAGGUAGAAAACAGCCACAGUUUUUCACUUUCUGCUUUAAAGGCUCCUGAAAUUAUCCACCUGUUUGAAAUGUUUUCUCUGCAGCACCCUCAGAGAUGAUAUUAUGCACCGCAAAGCAGCAUAAUGGCUUUUGGCAAAGAAAAACAAACAGGAGAGCUAACUAGCUAAGGGUCACAGCGAGAGCUCGGUAACUGCUGCUAUUCCGACAGAGAAGCAAAUUACCCAGAAUGGAGAUAAGAAGUUUAUCUUUCUGUCAGGACGACACAGCGAGGGCUGAUGCAUGAUUAGAUCCAGCUUUAAAAGAACCGCCGCCACCCUCCAUGGCGGCUCCUCUGUCGGAGGGCAAUUUGGCAAACUGCUCAGCAUCUCAUAAAGCAGAGUUGCAAUAGCUUUUCGCCGGACAUCUAUAAAUCAAAGGCUCCAAAUCGGAGAGUGUCGCCCGGGGAGAAAACAAAUUUGCAGAUGUGGAUUUUGACCAAUCACUGCCACUGUUGAUUAAGACUGGGAGGUGUUAUGGCGUUAUAAAACUCUUCUGGCGCCGUAGUUCCUCCUUAUCGCUGCUUUCACCGAGGCCAUUUUUUAGCUGUUAGCUCGGCCAAUUUGAUACAGUGGAAAAGGAGAAAAAAAACAGGAGUUGUAGCAGGAGCCUCUCCCUGUUUCUGUUUACAUGAAAUGUUGACAAGUCGUUACAACACAUGUCACCGUAUAUGUGGUUAUGUCGCUCCACAUACAAAGACGCGCACAGACAUUCCCCCAGAUAGUUCCAGGCACCUUCUCGCUCCUGUGCACACCACGCUUUAAAGGCAGCGUGGCUGUGCUGUGCGGGUACAUGGCGGUGAAAUAUUGGAGUCAUUGCAGCCCUGCAGGCAUGCAGUUAUCAGGGAUACAGGACUGAUGGGAAAUCAAUCAGCUCAAGUGGAGUGGCCUGGCCCUUGGUGAGGAGAUGAUUCUUGUCUUCUCGGGAUGCAGUUUGAUGUCAGCAGCUCCUUGAUCAAACUACUGGAGUAAAACAUGCGUGUCAGUUUGUAUAUAUGAAAAUAUGUGUCCGCUCUAUCAUUCCGCCUAUGUCGGCUAUCAUCUAUCUGUGAGACGCUCAUGUUUUCUGACAAGUACCCGUCAUGUUAGGAGUGAUGAUUGCCUCGUAUAGUAGACUAAAAGCUAAUGUAUGUUACUGACUCUGAGCUUUAAACAGAACUGAACCUGAAUACUGGACUGAAGUUUGACUAAAGUCGGAUCAGCUUUUAUUCACAGAGACAGGCCUCUCUUCAAGUCCCACUCUGAUCAUUUUUUUACUACUUUAAGGGCCUGAUCUACUAAGAUCCAGAAUAGCGAGCGCUACAUUGUGUAUGCAAACUAAAAGACUGCACAUGCAAGAGGAGAGUUUGUGAGAGCAGAGUGGUUGAAGCCAUGGAGUUGCACAUAUCGUUUUGGGGAACUGCAUAAAGACAAGGGAAGUUUAUCUGUACAGCACCAUUCAUACACAAGAUAAUUCAAAGUGCUUUACAGAUGCAAGAAGAUAUACUAGAGAUCAGAAACAGGAUUAAGAAGAUUUAAAAUCAUUAAGACAAACAGAUACAUGUUUUCGUUUGUUUUAUGUUUGACCUUAUUAUUCAUGAGAAUCGUCAUUUACCGGAAAUACAAAAUAAAUCAGAAGCUUUUGGGCGAGGAUCAUGGCGUCUAUCAUGGCAGUUUUGCAUCCUUCUCUCCUAAUGUCUUUAGGGACACAAUGAAAGUUAAUAUCAUAAUUAACUUUCUUAUGAGUACUGCAACCAGCUAAUGCACACACUUGUUAUGCGAUCGUCCUCUCUACUUCUCCGAGUCUGGAUUGCAUAGCGGGGCUCUGGGGGCGGAGCUUGGAUUUGAAACAUAGGAAAUCCCACUUUUUCUGAACCUGUCUGUGAGAGAUUCAGAGAUUUGAACGAAGAAAUACUCAGAAAUGCAGUUUUUACUGUAUAUAGAAUGGAUGUCUGCCUCCUCGCUGGGUGAAGCUACUUUGAGAACAGCACCCUCUAGUGACGGGCUGCAGUAUAGGUCAUAAACCCCGCCUCCUUAUGGAGCUGUGGACAAACUUUAUAAAUGAAUGACACAGAAUAUAAAUGUUUCUCCCCCCUGGUUGUGAUGUUGACAUGUAGUUACUGUCAGACUGGUUUGUGUUCAAGUCCUCUUUUUUCUGUACAGCUCCAUUUUUAAAAGUUAUUAGGGGGUUCAUGUUUUCUUUGAUUGACACCUGAUACAGCCUAUGGGCGCACGAAGACUGCAUAGCUCAACCUGGGGAGACACUGUUUGAGCCGAGCUUCAUCACAGCAACUUACUGCAAUUCUUUCGCCGAAUGCGAACAAUGCUACUGCGCAAAUCUGUAUCCUGGCGGAAGGCGGAACCAAGUUGUCCAGAGUAUAUACAGUCUGUGGUCCAGUAGCAUCAGAAAAAUGCUGUAUGAACAUGUAGACAACAAGAAAAACAUGAUUUUCAUCUAAGUGGGUCUUUAAAAGAGAACGAGAUCGCCUCUAUAAAUGAAGGUUUAAUGAUCCAGAGUCUAAAGUUCUGAUUGUGCCAAUCCUCGUGUGUUUGGGCGAGAUACUGAACCCCGGUGAUUGUUCCAUGGAAAUGUGAAUGGGAUUAAUUGAUACUGAUGAGCACUUUACAUAGCAUCCUCUGCUAUCAGAGCAUGAAUAUGGUGUGAACGGGUAAACAUGACAUGCAUAUAAAAGGCGAUUUCCAUUUAUAACAGCUUAAGGAAAAAACUGAACACAGACAUCUAAUGGAGACUGUUUUCUAAAGCAGGUUGUGUUACAUUUGCAUAUGCUAUACAGGGGUUUGUUUGUUGUUAUGUUGCUGGUGUUAAAAGAUGCUCUUUUAAGGGUAAACAGUGGCACUAAUGGAGGCAGGUGUGUUUACAUGAGAACUAUGAUUAUUUCCAAGCUUGUCUUAAGUAUCCGUCAGCCCGUCUUCAGGUGUUUCUACCUGCGUAUGAAGUUCUCUGUUUGCUCAAAAACAGCAAACCGGUCUGUUUCAUCCCUGUGUCAACCUCAUAUCUAAUUCAUACACAAUAUUGUUGCUCACCCGCUGCGUGUGUGUGCGCCAUGGAGUGCUUUGGUAGCAGCUUUUGGCCGGAGCUGAAUCACACACACACACACAGAAACAAAGAGGGUAAAGGUAAUGUAGUGUAGCUGGAGGCUGUAGAGGAUUUAAGUGUCCAUAAACAUUACUGUGCCACAUUAUCCCACAGAGACUGUUUCCUUUAUAAUGAUGCUAAGUAGGAAUGUAAACCCAUUUUCAUGCAGAGCGCUCAAUGGCUUCAUCCUGACGGGGAGGCAGGGACAGGAUGUGUGUGUGUGUGUGUGCAUAUAUAAGUAUGCAUAUGUGUGUGUGUGUGUGUGUGUGUGUGUGUAUGCUCCAUUUACAUUUUCACAUUUUACAGAAGCUGUUACAGCAAACAGCUUAUACAACAAGCGUCACCGUACGAGCUUAAACAACCUGGCUGUCGGCAUAACAAGCUUCCACAUUAAUCUACCGUCGUGUGUGUGCAUGUGUGUGUGUGUGUGUGAGGUUGUGAACUCAUAUGUGCUUAUACAUGUAGCCAUGCAAAGCGGGGGUGUCACAGCGCCGCUCCUGAGAUAAACCCUCUUUGCGUGUUUUCGCUCCUGUUUGCAGGUGCUGCUUCUUCCUCGCCUUCACCUGUCCACAUGCUUCGUGUUUGUAUUUGUGUGUGUGGGUGCAUCUGCAUUUGUGUGUGGGAAUCUUUGAGCUUACACUGGCCUCUGUUUGAAAAUGUAUGAGCACAUAUAUCUAAGUGUAUGUGUGUGUCUGCAUUUGAUAUACUUUUUUAAAGCCGGAGAGUGUGUGUUUGUGCAUUUCUGAGUGGGUAGGAAGUACCCUGCUGCUGAAAGCGGCGCAGUAAAUAACUUCUAAUUUAACAUCUACCAGGCAAGCCAAAAUCAUUCGAGCAUUUCAGAGAAAACUUUCAAGAUAUUUUUCUUUUUAUUGCCUCUGAAGUUCUGCGAGUCCACCAGUGAAAGCUGCAGACGGCGGCGACAAAACUCAAGAGUAAAAGAGUAAAGAGUAAACAUUACAAACACGCGUGCUUCUUCAGAGCGCGGCGGAGGUCACUGGAUGGUAUUUGAGUAUAAAAAUGAUGUGAAAAGCUUUAGUUGAGAUGCAUUUGUCUCAUAAUUACACCACUUUUGGAAAUGGGUUUGUCAAAAUAAUGCAGUAGAAGAUUUCCUCCACCCACUUCAUCCUACAGUUCUUUAAAUGUCAGAAUAACAUAAAGCAAAAAAAUGCAACAAACUCGCAUCUGAGGCUUCACUCCUCGCGCUGAAAUACAUAUCCAAAUGCAGCCGCUCAACCAUGGCCGUGAACUUAAGCUGACAGAGCUCUGCCACGGCGCUCACCUGAAAACUACACUGUCACUCGCUGUCACCACAACAUUUCAAAAACGCCUCCAUGCAGCUGAGCAUCCAUCUGCAGGAUGUAAAACUAUCUCAGGGUAGAGACAGAACAGGAGGAAGGAGGAGGACGAGGAGGAGGGGUGUAAUAUUAUUUACCCCGAUGAUAGUGAGAGUAGAGAGUGACAGGUUUACAGCCUGGGCACCAAAUAUAUUCAUUAAAGAGAUUCGUUAUAAAUAAAUCAUGAUGUUGGGAAGCUGCUUCAAAAGUAUUGCUUACUGUCUCUCAGUAAAACCAGCAGAAGAAAAAUGUCAAAGCUGCUAAAACUAAAAGUUAAACAGCUAAAAACAAACAUUACAAAAGUUUGGCACGGUCACCUGGAAAUAAAGACCUGUGAGAUUUGACGACUUGUUGACAAAACAGAAAUUUCUGAUCAUGCAUUAUGUAUAAAAGGGUCCAAAUUAUGAAAAAGUAUUGCCAAAUUCCUUGCAACCCCUGAAUGCAACAAAGAUUCAACCUGAUCCAAGCAAAGAAACAGCAAGGACUGUUUUCCUUUUUUUUCAUGCAAUUCUAGAUUUUGUUUCAUUUUGACGACUCAAAGUUCAGAAAAAUCCAUCUCCCAUCUUUCUCAAGGUGCAAAAACUCAAAGUUUAGCAAUCAAACUUCAUAUCUCACACUGUUCUGAUAGCAGACAUUUGUCUGAGACGCCGAGCUCAGGUGGUAUCUCAGAUAUUGGACAAACUUUUAACCUGUUUGUUUCCAAUAAAGGAGAGUGAAACAACUCUGGUGCUGUUUGUAUCAGCUUCUCUCCAUCAUCAGGUCAAAUUCAUGCUGAACAAACUUCCCGGUUUAGAGUUAAGUUAGCAGCAAAGGUGGGUGGAGUGAAUCAAAGUAAAUUAGUCACAGCCUGCAGUAUGUCCAUCUUCUAAAGCUGGACUGAACUCUCUUUACUGCAGGACUGAAACUCAGCACAGCGAAAAGAGGUGCUCAACAAAAAAGAGCCCGUUGUGGAUCACAAAGGCCCUGAAACCCCCUGAUUAAGCAUUAUAUUAUAGAAAUUACAGUAAUCAGGGGGCACUUACACAGACAGUUAAAUGUCACUAACUGAGAGACUUUGUGUCUUUCCCUUCAGCUUUCUCCGCCCGUCCCUCUCAGGAUAAGACCAGGGGAAAAUGGUCAGUAUUUGACUUUGCUGAAACUCCGACAGUUUGAAAGAUAGGGGGGCAUCAAAAUUUAAUAAAUGACAUGAGUUAUGACAUUUUCUACUUUGCCUUUUUCCCUCCACUGCCUCCGUUAGAUUGUAAGUGACAGCUCGGCUUCAAGUCAGGAUCCCCCCGGUCACAAGUGGCUCUUGGCCUUCUGGUGGCCCUGCCAGUUUGGUUUGGAGGAAAGGGAACGAGGUAUCAAACUGAUGUUUUUUAAUUCGAUUUAUUUAUUUAGCACAGAUUAAAAACUGUGCAUGGAGGGGACGAAGGUGAUAGGUUUUUUACAGAGUUCUACAUCCGUCAGGGCCGUGAAGGCGUAGGGUGCAAACGACGAAGUAAUGAGGACAUAGACAGGUUAUAAAUAUACGAUGAUUAGGAAAAGAUUAAAACAUGUACAAAUUGUCAUAAAUAGAAUAAAGACUAAUCAUCAACCAGAAAUAGAGAAAAUAUAAGAAUAAAUAAAAACAUUACGGUGCUCAUUUGUGGAACAGCCUACCUGCAGACCUGAGAGCGACACCUACUGUUCAUAUUUUUAAAAGUAAACUAAAGACCGACCUUUUUAGUCUGGCUUUUAGUUAAAAUUUCUUUUAAUCUGCAUUAUGUGAUUUUACCCUAUUUUAGUCCAAGAGUAACUAUUUUGUGCUUUAUUGAUUGAUGAUUGGUUGAUUCUUUGACUGUUUUAUUUAAUCAAAUUUUAAAUCUUUAUCACCUUUAUUAUAUUUUAUCAUGGUUUUAUCGUUUCAGUCUGAUUGAUUGAAAAAGAAAAGAAACAUAAACAUAACAGAUAAUGACGUGUUUAAGACGUGAUUAGAUGAGAUUUCAGAAUCAGAAUCAGAAGGGGUUUUAUUGCCAUUGUUGAUGAACAGGAUUCACAGACUAGGAAUUUGUUUUGGCAUGAUGGUGCAACAAUAAACAGAAAGAAAUAUAUAAUACUGCUUGAAUGAACAGCAGUUUGUGCAACAUUAUAUGUAUGAAAAGUGCUUCAAAAAUAAAGUCUGAUUGAUUAAAAAGAAAACUAAACAAUCUAGAACAACAGUGCGGUGGGAGGAGUGCAAUUUAAAAAUCCAAAGUGCAUUAAACUAAAGUUCAAUGAUAUUUUAAAAGAUUUGAAGGAUAAUAUUGAUUUUAGAGAUCCAUCCAGAUCAGUCCAUAGUUUCUCUAAAAGUGAUAUUAGACUGAUGACAAGAAGUUCUACAGAAAGGUAACUGAAGACAGUAAUUUUGUUUCAUUGAGUAAUCAUUAGGACCAAAAUUAUAUUGGUCUUUUUUGUGCAUCAUGUAAAGUGAGAAUAGAGACACUGAGAAAAAGGGGAUUUUGUGCAGAUGUGUGUAUAUGUGUGUUUGUAAAUGAUAUAAUGUCUCUCCAUAUGCCCGUCAGCACAGCUGCACACUGCACAAACUGAUUACGGCACGGUCCAGCAAAUUGAAUAACAAUCUAUAUGUGCACAUAUGUGACUGAUUCCACCCAGCUGGAUAACAUAAACCAUAAUUAUGAUAGCCAGAACAUACUGUGCAGACUGUAUCCUGCUGCUGUACUGUUUAUCUUUUUACUAAUGGACAAAAAGCAGCGACAGUGAAGGUUAUAUGAGCUGAAGCACGGUCCGAGCUGAAUGCAUGCGGUGGAUAAUGAGGGGACGUCCUCUAAGCAUGCAUAUUAGAGCAGGUUGAGACUGUUUCUGCAGGAAAAAAAAAAUAGUGUUUGGACAACCUUUUGUAUGAAGAGCUCUGGGUGCUGUGCAGGUGUGGUUGAGUGUAAUUACAGUAUAUGUGUUUGCUUGUAAUUAAGUCAGGCCCGCAGAGGCAGCACCCGAGCUUGUCUAGGCUACAUGUGCGGUGCUCCAAAACACAGGCUCUCAUGAUUUAAUUACUGCAACUACACACACACAUAUACACACACAAACACAGGGAGAACAGUGAACCAACAGAGCAUGUCUCACACUCCCUCGUAUCGCUCUCUGUAUUCCCCUCUCAUUUGUCCCUUCGCCAGCCCUCCCCGCAUUCACUGGCUUGAGAGGUGCAGAAAGAAGGUGGCCACCGUGGCAGGAAAUUAACCUUGUUGUAUGGGGCCAUCUGACCCAUCUGUGGGACAUUACUGCCAGUGUGUUGUUCGUUACAGCCCAGCGAGUGCAGUAACUAUUGCAUCAGCAUCGAUACAGAUCAAGUCUGACAUUGUGGGGGGGUCAGGCUCCCUCAGCCGGGACUGGUGGACUGGUAGCUAUCGCUAGAGGCAGUUAGCAUUGACUUGUACGAGUGUAACUGUGGCGGUGAUUGGCAGGAGCAGAUGCUGCUGUGUCAUUGCCCUUUGGCUCUGGGGAUGGAGGGCUCCAAUUUAAACUCCCAUAUUAGUUUUUCAAACCUUUAUUUUACCAUGAUUAUUUUAUAGAUCAGAUACUGAUCUGCUUUAAACAGGAAGUCCGUGCUGAAACAGCAGGAUCUGGCGGUGGCAGAUGGCCGUUCAUCAGUUUGUCUGGAUGUCUCUCACUGACAUAUAACAAAGAAAAGUAGGACACAUGUCCUCUGUAAAAUGUCCUGGAGUAACCCUCACGACUUAAAGCUGUGCACAUAAAGACGAACUGAUUUACUGUAUAAAAUACUGGUAUAACCUCCAAAUCUACCGUAUUUUUCGGACUAUAAGGUACACUUAAAAUCCUUACAUUUUCUCAAAAAUUGAAAGUGCGCCUUAUAAUCUAGCGCACCUUAUGUGUGAUCACUUGUUGUGCUUACAGACUAGUUUUAUGUGAUACAAUGCACUCAAAAUAAGUACAACUUAAUGUAUAUUCGGAGUAUUACGGUACGCUGUGUCAACCGAAAAAUACCUUAAUGAGUAGCUGGUCUAUGCUACGGUUCGAGGUCUCUAAUAAGAUCUAGUAGUUUGACUGAAAACCAUUUCCUCUUCACCACUUUAAAUGUUAUGUAACAUGAUAAUCUUCUCUGUGCAGCCACAAGAGUGUCCACAAACGGCAUAUCUGUGCACUGAUAGAUUCAGACAAUAGGAGCUAGGGAUGAGCGAUAAACUGAAGAUUUACCGAUACAGAAAUUUCCGACAAUAACCUACGUCCUUUUGCCCAUACCGUCUUCCCCGGUGCUGUGGUGUUAACACUCCAGGUCAUGUCCUCCUUCAGUUUGCUCAAGAACUGGAACUCAAAGACCCUCUUCUGCAAGUAAACUGGUGUCUGGUCAGGCUUGAGAAGAUGUGCACUUCUAAAUGACUGCUGAAUGGUAGUCAUUCAGGCUGGAGAACCUCUUACAAGGUAAAAUGGUAGAAGAACUUCUCUGAGUCCUGCAGCCUUCCUGGGCUCCACCGCUCUCAGAGUGAACCUCACCUGAUGCUCCUUCACCAUCAGGAUGUAGAUGCUUGCAGAAGCUCCAACUCAAGAUGUGGUGAAGCUCCUCUGCCAGCCAAACAUCCCCUGAUGGAUUUGUAGCUGCUUAAGCUCUGUGUUUAUGCAAGAAUAGAGCAGAUUUGAGAGUCUAGCUGCAGCUAACAUUAACUCAGCAUAUUUCAAGGUACUCUGCUCGUUUUCAUCGUUGCAAAAGAAAAGGUCUUGCCAAAGUUUUUAGGCAGAUGCAUCUAAAAAAGAAGUCUUCAAUUGUUCUUGUUUUGUUUCUGUCACGUAUGUAUGCACCAAACAAAGCCAAAAAAGUGAGAGCUGUUUGGAGUCAAACUUAUAUUAUUAUAAUAAAAUGAAGUCUCCCUCUGUGAUCGCUGAAGUUCAGGUUUUGUAAGAAAAAGAAGAAAAUGUACCUGAACAUCUCUAUAGAUAAUCCUCGGGAUAUGUUUUCACGAUCCGCCAUCUUUACACAAUAGUCGAGUAAGACGGCUUUGUGUCUCAAAGGUGAAGGACAAGAAUCGUUUCAAGCAGAUUCAUAAAACCAACAAACAUAAAGCCUCGGCGAGACUGAAAGCUGCAGAAACUAAAGUUUGGAGAAAAAAGAAGAAGGCAGUAGUUCAUGUAGUUCGGCCUCACAAAAGAAAGACGUGCCUUUCUUCUCAGACAUACUUACUUGUCAGCCCUCCCUCUCUCUCUCGUGUCUCUCCUUCUUUCUGAGCAGCACUUAAACACAAGCACCAACAGGCAGGAGAUAAUGCAAGGACACACACUCACCCGGCAGUGAUGUACUCUCACGUGUUCGGCUUCAUCCUGUGUGUGUGUGUGUGUGGGCUCGAAUACAAAAGGCUUGUCCUUCUUAUCUUUGCCUGUUGUCUUUUUGCCUCUCCGUGUGUGUGUGUGUGUGUGUGUGUUUGUGUGUGUGUGUGUGUGUGUGUGUGUGUGUGUGUGUGUGUGUGUGUGUGUGUGUGUGUGUGUGUGUCUGCAGAAGAGAGUAGAAGAGAAUUCUCCGACGAUCAAAUGUGAAGAAACGCUCGUGGGUUUUUGUUUCUGAAGAAGAAAUGUUUCUAACCGGCCUGUCUCUCAUCUCAGCACGCCACCAAUAGGCAUUCUCCACAUCCACGCCGCUCUGCAAUUAGCCGAGAACGGCGGCGCAAACACAGAUAAACAAAGAAGAAACAAUUCACACCUUGCCCCUCGCGAAGCCCUCAGACGAAGUCAAACGAUAUUAUCAUCCCCUCGAUAGAUUCGGGGCAGGUGAGGGCCCGCUCUGCCAAACGGCCCCUCUUACGCCCUUGAAACACAUCAAACAAAAGCAGAUGCAGGAGCUUGUUUGUUCAAACACUUAUUAAAAGCCCAUAUAGGCCGUUUAUGUGGGUGUUGAUUCUGGGACCGGAGCUAAACGCGGUGGUGGGUGCUUCAUCCUUGUCCACACAGCGCUCUGGCAGCGCGGGCCCGGGGCCGCUGCCCACAGUUUCAUGUUAGAGCCAGAGGAAGAGACUGCAGCCACCGUCACCACCACCACCGCCACCGCCGCUAUUAUCACCACCAGGGCUAAAGAGCUCCGUCUUCCAGCAAACGCACUCUUCCAUGCGAAUCUGGCAGCAGAGUUAAAGAGAUGGCUCCAGGAAUUAGAGAAAAAAAACAAGAUGAAUUAUUGUCUCUGUCUUUCUAACCGUUCCUCCUCGUCUUCUUCAUCUUCUUCUGUUGGAGCUGAUUUUUCUUCGAGAAAAUAUUUAUGCUAAAUGAAAGCUGACUGGCACGGUCUCUGAAGUGUGAUGCUUUUGAAUGUUAUUCUUAGCCUCAGCAGAUCAAUAUCACCUCUCUCUCUCUCUCUCUCUCUCUCUCUCGGUCCGUCUGCUGGAACUUUGUUGUAAUGAUUUUUUUUUUUUAAACCUCGAUAACUCUCAGGAGUUGUCUGAUGAAACCUGCAGAUUCUGGGUCUCCUGGUGGGUUUUCUCAUCUAAAAGUUGUCAGGCAGAAUAAUGCUCCCUCCCCGUGUCUCAUAUCCUUGUAUCUCAUAUCUCGCACUUUUAAUCUCUUAAUGAUAAUUGAAGUGAAUUGUUCGAUUCACAGCAGUCGCUCAUGUUGAUGAAAGUUGACUGAUAUGCAGGAGGGACUCUUGGUUGGCAUCUUUAAAUAAUAGGAGUCUCUUCUUCUUAGGUUUGUUAACUCAGUCAGUACUAUUGACAGAUUUUGAUGUUUAUUUCCGUUUUUUUUUUGUUCUCCACCAGAGGGCGCUCCUCCCCAAACAUGCGACUAAGUUCUGGGUCAUUCUGAAUGCAGAAAAGUUGACAAAUACGUCACAACCAUGUUACAAUAAUAAAAACAAGUACUCGCCAAAGAGAGGUGUGCCAUUAAGUGGCCCAGUUAGCUGAGUUUCGGAGUGUUAGGGUUAGCCAAGAGCAAACGGUCUCAGCGCAUUGGCUCCUGUUGGCGCGGUGCUACCGUCUCUGGUCACGUGACAUGGAAGCUAUUGAAGGAAAACAGCCUUUUUUGAGAACAUCAACCGGUAAUUUAUUGACGGUCCCUUAUGCAACACCGGACGUUGACAGUGAGGGUGCUGAGUAGAUUUAACCGCGCUGCUGUCACGAUUGACGAUUGUGGAGAGAGAGAAGACACUGUGGAAUAACCAACCUAAAACUGACUUUGCCGUGGUAUUUACAUGAAAAAACAUUUGUUGCCUCAGCUAAUUUUUCUCAUGUGCACAUGUGACCCUAAAUACAUUUUACAGUUCACACACAUCUAUUUUUGGUCGCAAAUGCAAGUGAAACGGUCACACUGUCAUGCCCUGACUGGUGAGCGAGACUGAGCCGGAAUUCAGCAACAGUCCCCAUAAAGAGGAUGUAAGCAGUCCGCGUCACGGCGUCAGGUUCUCAAUCACAAUCGGAUCUCGAGAGUGAUAAGGAGUGGUGUCCGAGGAGGGAAGACCUUGAUGCCGUCGGUAAAGUAGUUUGAAGUGAAAUGAAAUAGAUGAUCAGAAAUCUGCUUGAAAGUCUCUCCUUCGUAAAAAUGUGUUUUCCCAGAUCGGCAAAGAUGAUAUGACCACGCUGCAUUGAGCAGGCAAUAACUAAACACAGUAGUGGGUUAGAGACCAACUUUUUCUGGUAAAAGAAGAGAAUCACCUCUUUCUUUUGAGAUACUGCGCUUAAUUCUAGUCCAAGGACAAGAUAUUCUGUGGGUCCUGAAAGAUACAGAGAUUUCUGUUGCGGUCAAUGGUGGCACUGGGUGAAAAUUGCAUAAAUGAACCUGGCACUGAAUGAGUUAAUCCAGACUGUUUAAUUUUAACUCUGAUGUGAAGUUGGAAAUUUUAAUAUGAGGCCUAAUGGGGAUUGACUCACCACUGCAGCCAGCCUCAAGUGGCCACAGUGGGUACUGCAGUGACUCUUCAGCAAUUUUCCAUCCACUCUCCGCUUCUGCAGGGUUGCAUCACAGCAGCUGUCAGAGUGCAUUUUUUCCUCCUGGUCAAACACGCUCUGCUGGCUCUCUAUUUACAGGCGAGCCGGUCAACAGGAGUCAGAGAGGUGAAUCAGAGGUUGACCGGUGCCCCGCUUCACUGGAAAGAACGAGGUUUACAAGGUCUCUGUCAAUAGCCGUGACAAGCUACAAGCGACAUUUCUGCACUCAUGACUGCUCUGGGCAGGCCUGUAUACUGGAGCUCGAUUCGAUGGUCAGGGCAUAACUCUAACAACCCCCACUGGGCCUACGCAGGAGGGUCCGGUCUGUCAUAAAACACCUGUGUAAAAACAUCAGGUACGAGAGAAAAAAGGCUUCAUGUAUGACAGCCUGAAACCUCUCUAAAACAAACAAACGAGCAGUCUGCAGAAAUGAUAAAAGCACGAAUCAAAUAGGAUUUUAGUCAUCUUAGCAGAAGCCCACACAACACAAUUCAUCACUGUCACAUAGUGGGAGAAAAAAGCAGUAAGCUUUUCUCUGCGAACGUGCCCAUCCCUGUCGUUAGUGUUCUCGCUUUCAAGAUUGAUGAGGGAAAAUUUAAUUUAAAAGAAUCAAUAUGUACCUUAGAGCUGAAACUAUCAGUCAAAUAGUCCAUAAGGGAAUCAACAAGGGGAAAAUUUGAAAAAUAAUUUGAUUGUUAAUUAAUCUUAAAGCUCCAAUGAGGAGUUUUUAACUGUCAGAAAUCAUAUUGAUGCCUCUUUAUCACCUAUAAAAGAAAACAAGGCCAUUACUUUAAAGAAGAGAGACUUUUUCUAAGAAGUAAUGUGUCAAAUCACUGAGGAGAGGAGCGCUCAGGGUUAUUUACCGCCUCAGAACCUCAUUUACUCUGAAUCUGACUGUUAAAAAAACAGGAUCAACAUUUUUGUCAAGAAACAUUAGCUGCAAAGGGAUAGGACCAAAGACUGUAUAUGAGGGCUGGGCGAUAAACCGAGAAUUUACCUAUCUUGAAAUUUACAACAAUAACCCACGUCAUUUUGCCCAUAUCGGUGUAUUCGGAGUCAAAAAAGUGGCUUCAGUGGCUGAAGUAGACAAAGUUAAUUUGGGAGGGGGUGAGCAGCUUGUGGAGUAGUUAUCGUCCAUUUAUCGUUAUUGAGGUGAACUGAUCAAUAUAUCGUGAUAUUGAUUUGAGGACAUAUCGCCCAGCCCUAGUAUAUACUAUGGACAACUUGGCACCGGCUUCUGCCAUCAUUGUACAAAUUUGUGGCUGGAGGAGGCGGGAUUCAUGACCUAUACUGCGGUCCGUCACCAGAUGGGGCUGGAGGAGGCAGAUGGCGUCCAUUCUAUAUACAGUCUAUGUAUAGGACAAAAUCAGCACAAGAGCACUGUGUCCACAGGGGGGCGCCAACACUGACAUAAACUAUACAGGAAUGUUAAAGUCAUUUUAAAGCCCAAUUAAAUAACAGUACUGGAUUAUGAGACUUCUUACUGGUGGUCUGGUUUGAACUUUUUGACCUUCCACCGAAGUUACUGUAAACAUCAAACUUUCUGAUACAGCUAAAAUAGGGUGACAAUAUUCUGAAUCCCCAAAAAGGGGACAUGACUACAUGAGGGCGGAGCCACAGAGUUGCACGUAGAAAAUUUUAAGAUUUUGUCAGGUCGGAUUGAGUGUCUUUUAUGCGCUUCCAACUCAGAAAGUCGACACGACACAAACUCAAAACUUCCAUACAACAUUUCAUAAACUCCCCCGGACAAGGCUGGACAGCCCCCCAAAAAGAGGACAUGUACGGGUAAAAGAGGACGUACGGUCACCCUCACUAAAAACUCCUCACAUGGGCUUUAAAUUUGCAAAAUGUCAAACCAAGAAGUCUUUGUCCGUUUUGCUUUUAUUUUUGGUUUAAAGAAAAAUUCAAUUGUAAAAAAAAGUCCACUACAACCCCAGAGUAGCUACGACCUUAGUAUUAAAAACACCGUUAAAUAGGUACUUCUCCCUCUCUUACUCCUUUUAAACUGAAAAUUGCAGCCUUUCUAGAUGUAGAAUUGACUGACAUUGAAAUAGAGUAGAGUAUAAUAAAGCUGCCACUGAGUAUAUAACUGAAUCAAAUGGUCUGAUGUUGGACUGAGGUCCUUUUUUCAUCUCAUGGCCUCGGACUCUUCUGUGCCUGCAAUAAAAACAAGUUUGCACAGAUAACCGCCCCCCUCUUCAUCUGAAAGCAGGCUUACAUGAUUCACUAAUAUUGUCUGACAACAGCCUUGCAGUUUGUCCCAACUCAGCCUCCAGCUCCGUCUCUCCAGCUGUGGUUUCUGCCUGAUCAAUGUGUGUUCUUAGCGACUCCAUCUCUCUCUAAUUAAGAUAUUUCCCUGUGUCCUCCUGGUGGAUUUCACACAAAGGUCACUCUGACUCUGCUCCCAUCCGGGCUCAGGGGCGUCUCAAAGCACAAAGGGAUAGCUUGUCACGACAACAAGGAUCCCGGCCCAGUGUCCCCUCUUUUACAUAAAAUGUCAGGGACUGAUGACAUCGGGGGUUUGGAGAUUUGGAGAUUUUGGCGUCUGCCACGCUCAACCAGCUCCAGCUCCAUCAGACUCACUUACUGGCCUAAUCACCUCAUGUUUCAUCAGAGCUCUCCGACAGGACAAAUGAUCGCUAUAAAACACAGGGAAACAAAUUAACCACCGGUGUCAAGAUUUUAAUGGUUCCAAUUAGUCAACACUUUGGGGAAUGUGCAUUAUUAAGAGGGAUAACAUCCGGCGUCCAAUCGCUGGAUUCCACCAAGUCAAAACAAACUUGUCAGACACUUUUACACUUGUCCUAAAGGUUUACCUUCACUGUUACUGCUGAUUAUUAAGUACAUGGUGCAUUAUAUGAGUGUAGGGUAUUCAGUCAGAUGACACCGCACAAUAAAAAUACAGGAAUUCAUCUCCACACGCCAAUAAACCCAUAGAGGUCUAUCCUGUUUACAAGCCGCUAAAUACCCUAACAAAUAUUUAUUUAUGCAGACAUAUCUCCUUCUUCUUAAUUCUCCCCUCUCAUCUUCUGCCCAUUUGUAAACAAACUUUUAGAAAUCCAGCCAACUGGAUACCAACUAUCCUCCGUUUUAACUUUUUUCAGUUUCCUCAAACUUCCUUCCAGAUACAAGCCCUGAGAUUUGAACGCACGUCUUCCAGCAGCUUCUGUCUGAUUUGUUCCCAGAUUACAUCCUUUUUGGAACGUCAUUCUUUUGGCACCAUCUCUGUUUUCUGCAGUGGUCUGAUUCCAGGCGGGGAACCAAUCGGACUCCCUUGAGCGGGUUCCCAAAGGGUUAGUGAAGCCAGCCAGACAGACAGAACUGUUCCUGCACUGUUAUUGUAAAGACAGACGCAAUAUUUUGUUUUCGUUUUAAAGUAUCGACUUCUUUCAACUGCGAGCGUAACAACAGUCAGCGUUUGAACUGGAGUUUAAAGACCCCCUACUAUUUCUGAAAGGCCACAAUUUCUUCAUGUAAGAACUGUUUGAUGUACAAACCAGUGUACUUGAAAUACUUCUUUUUACUGAUAUGUCAGGACUCACAAGAGUUCAGAAACACCAGCAUAAAAAUAAAAAUUUAACACCACAAUAUGUGAUACGAUAUGAUCUGUACAGUACAUACGAGAGGCUGAGGCUAAGAAUAACAGUCAGGGAUUUAAGAUAGGAUAAAAUAUCAUGUCUAACUGUAUGUAAAGAAACAGUAUGGUGCACGUUUGGGAAUGUAACCUGGACUUCAGAGCUGCUAAACAGACUCAAAACCAAACAAACACCCAAUGCAAACAAAGAAACACAAAGAGAACCACAAAAAAACACAAACUGCAAAACAUAAAUAAGAGAAAAGAAGAACGUUGUGAUGCAACUGUGAGAAAUACAGUUUAAAGUGAGGACUGAGGUGGGCAGGAAGGAGCUUUUAAAGUGUCUUUGUUUGUACUGGAAGAUCUGCUUCGUUUGUCUGAUGCUAAAGAAGUUGGAUUGUGCUUCUUCAUACUUUGAAAACAAAUGAGUUAAAAUGGUUUAUGUAUGUUGAAGUCAUCCCCAGAUGGGACUAAAGCCAGAUCAGGAUGAGGUUUGCUCAGACUGCAAAAAAAGUGCAAAUUUUUUCACAUGGCAACAGUGGAGGAGGCUACUAGAAUGCUUGGGUGGACUUAAAGCGAUAGCGGCUUAAGACAGAUGCCGAAUGAGGGUUUUCAAAGACAGCAGAAAUAUGUUGAGAGUUUGUUGAAGAGUAAAUAAUGUCAGGAAACUUUCAGAGGGACGAUAUAGAGAUAAAAAAAAUGAGUUCAUACUGAGAGUGGAGGAUCGGGGGGGUCAGGAUACACUCUCUGCACAAAGUGCUCAUCUACUGACCGGAGGCAGAGGUUUAAAGUCCUCCUCGUGCAAAAUUAGAUUUAACCCAGGAACCACAAAUAUCGAAAUAUUUUACUGUUUAGGAGCAGAAACACUGACAUUGUAAUAGAAAAAAAUCCCUCUUUAAAUAACUGAAAAAAAGAGAGGCUUAUCAAAGUGAUUGAGGUUUAUCCUCUGGGGAUCAUGAGUACUGAUGUAAAAUUCCACGACAGUCCAAGAUUGAUUCAUUUUGUUUAGAAGUGAAUUUAAAUACAACAAAAAAAUAAAAGACUAAAUUAAUUACAAUAACAAUCUUAAGAUUCGACUGAAGUGAGGAAAGUAAUAAUAUAUUUUACAGAAGAGGCAAACAGAAAGGUGCAUGCCAUUAAUAGAGUCUAUAAAUUAAACAGGGUUCCUACACAGUUACACAUACUUUUCCAUACCCUACUUUUUUGAAGUAUUUUUGGAAAUACCGACCUUUCUAGUUUAGAAAACAGUAUGUUUUUUAACAAGUAGUAAUAGUCUCAAAACCUCAAUAUUUUUCCAUACUUUAUUUUUCAUUUAUCAUACUUUUUAAGACCUGGGAAUUGAUCAAAUUACUUCCAUAUAUUUCCAUACUUGCGUAGGAACCCUGAUUAAAGUUUUUAAAGAACCACUCAGGUGAUGAUGCCUCCAUGACCUCUGGUGAAACAUUUACAAAAAUUCUGCCAUCAAAAAUAAAUAAAUAAAGCGUGUUUGCAGCAUUUAUCACCCACCACAGGUCUUAAAUUUGUUCCCCUGGAUCUGGUGCAAACGAACCAAAGCAGAGACACUCUUAAAGCUCUAACUGCUCUCCCAUCCUGUCUCUCCGAACUCUGAAUGCACCACGGCUCACUGAGCUCUACGCUGCAUGCAAGAGGGGUCAGAUGAGGACCCUUCCUUCCCCCCUGCCUCUGCAUGACACUCCCUCUUCUUGUUUUUGAAGAAGACGCUUCCUGUGGGGUCUUAAGAGGGUGAGGCGCUGCUUUACAUCCUAAACAGACCUAAAUUCACCACCCCUCCCUUUACUAAACUCCUUGGCAAGAGCAUUUGAGUGUCUGUGCAUGUGGGGGGAUGUACAGUUUUUGCUGUCGGAGUGCACGAGUGUGAAGAUCUUUUUCUGUGCAUCAUGUAAGCGUGCAAGCGGCAGAGACGGUACAUCAGAUUUAAGCACAACCAGGGACAGAUAGACGCAGAAGAGGAGGCUUAAAAGCACCGCAGACGCCACUGCUGCUGCUGAAGGUGUUCGUCUGUGUGUGGAUGAUAGAACGCUUGUGUCGCUCAUCGUCUUUCUGCUCACGGCCGCGGUUAAUUAUUCACCGGGGUUGUGCUGCAGAGAUGAACUGAGGGGCUCUGGGAUAAAGGCACUGGAGGAGGAAGAUGAAAUUAUAAAAUCCUAAUGACGGAACUCUGGCUGAAUGGUAAUUUCUUAAAUUGAUUUUGAAGAGGUGCCCAGACGUAGGCGGCAUGGAGAGACGUCGAGAUGGGGCAUGGAGAGGUUCCCUCCUUCCCUCUCUUUCUCUCUGGACGUGUUCCAGCCCUUUUCACCUCUGGCCUGAUCCCCUCCGUUUUAUCCCUUCUUAAGUUUCCCCACCACACAUCUGUCCUUUUGUUUCAAUCCCUUCUACUUAACCUCAACUUCACACCUUUGAAUCUUCAUUUACCUCUGCAGUGUGAUUAUCUUAUUAAUGAUUAACUCAUUUUCCUCCGCAAUCGUGUAUAGAAAGGGUCUUAAAGGUGACCGGCAAAUUGGUUCAUUUGAACAGAGGAUAUAAUGUGAAGCAGCUUCAUAAAACGAGAAGAAAAGAUUCAGUAAAUUCAACAAUUUAAAUGUAUGACGGAUUAAAUCCAAGGACAAACAUGUGCAGAUGGAGAAAAUGUGAUUGCCUUACAAUAUGCAUGCAGUAUUUAAACAUAUACUGCAUAUGCAAAAACAGCUGCAGAGCUGUGAUAAACUACAGGAACCAUUAAGUCCUGAAAUGUAUAAGUACUAGUUUGUCAUUGUGACGAAGACGCUUGUUUUACACACGAACUGUCGUCUUAUGUUUGUUUCUGAAGUGAAGUUUUAUUGUUAGGAGACUCUGUUCUGGAAACACUGACUCAGUUUUAGUUUAAGUCAACCUAGAAACAGCCACAGGGUUCCCACCUGUCAGUCAAAGCAGCUGCACCUUUAAUAAGACAAAAUUCAUGAUUAUAAAAACUUAAAAUUAACAAGUUCUAGAUAAAAUCCACUCCCACACAGACAGAGAAAAGCGCUGUUCAGACUAAAAUCAUUAUUUUUGGACCAGGCUGUAAACAUGCAAAUCUUUGCUUUUUUGAAUGGGUGUGUAUGUGGUUUCCAGAGCUAUUAAGACCAGCCCCCGGUGGACACUUAAGGAACUGCAGGUAGUUGCAUAAACACAGGGCAGGAAUAUGAUCUUCUCAGUCUGUAUUUGAGUUUUUAGCCUUACAAAAGUACUGCAACAUAUGAAGCAGGAAUAUGACGAGUUAUUCAAGGAUACAAGGAUGUAAGUAAAAGUAAAAACAACCAGUAUGGAUGACAAUGAAACUGAAAUUUAGUUUGUUGGUAGUCAUCCCAGUGUGAUCUACAUCUAUUGAAACCUUUCCCUCAAUACUUCCUAUAUCUCUCCCCCAAUUUAAGCAGGAUUUAAGCAUUAUUAUGCGCCUGGUAGUAACUCGUCAUUCUUGUUAAAUGCCGCCAAUUUCAGCGCUGCAGGGACACAUCCCUCCCUCGAUGCCUGAAUUAUUUAAAAGAAAUACAAAACUAUCUGUUUAAAUAUGGGUGGAUCGCCUCCAUCUACAUCCACAGCAAAAAAAAAGUGAAGCCGCUGUUGCACAGAGGUGUUCGAGAUUAGCAAAGCACGGCCAAUUCCCACGGCAAAUAAAACUACUUAAAGAUCAGAAAUUAAGACAAGUCAUAUCUCAACAUCAGCUUCAGUUGGUUUAACUCUUACUGCCUCACUUUGAAAAAAUCGUCCAUUUCUAGGUGGUGUCUGCAGUGGAAAAAAAAUACACAAUAUUUGUAUGGUGUGAUAUAACAGCAUAUCUGAGGUGAUACAUGCUCUGAGCUUGGUUACACUUGUGAAUUCACAUGUUGCAUUAAACAUGUCCAUGUCUCUCUGAAAGCCGCUGUGCAUCCCUGCAUACCAACGCUCUCCGAUUCCUCUUUUCCCCCCGUAUACAUGUCACGUUUUAUAAUUUUAUUGAGCACAGCGCUCGCCUCGAGGGUUGCAACGUCAUUCAACCGUCAAUCGAAUCAACGUUGAAAGGAGAUGUCAAUGCAAAGUAUUCUCCUCGGGUUCAAAAGCGGUUGUUGUGUUACCGUUAAACAAAGCACUUAACCUUCAACUGGAGUCGCUCUGUCGAUCUGUAUGGACGGAUCAGAGGACGCUGAAUUAAACCUUUCAUACUUCACCUUUACAUCAUAUCCCAUUCACACUCCGGUCUGCAAUCAGAGGCAUAAAAACACACAUUUCUCUUUGAUCCUCCCUCUCUGUCGGCGCCCUUUAUCUCAUCUACUUCUCCUCCCGGUCUAUCCUCUGCGGCGAGCGCGCCAUCACGGCCUGACCUGUUACCCCGUUAUCCAGAGGAGAGUGAAAGGCUCAGUGAUUGACAGAGAUAAGACCUCUAAUUAGAAGCAGUGAUUGGGGGCUCUAGAGGGGGCUUAGCUUCCUGGCAGGCAGAAACAGAGACGUAUCCAGAGCGCCCGACCCCUCCGCAUUUAGACACACAUCUGCUAUCGGCAAUCAGCUCAGUGUCCCUAAAACUGGGGGGAGAAGUUCGUGCAGCAUGUCGCCCGUCAAUGUCAUUCACUGUCCCGAUGAAACUGCUCGAUACGAAGAGUGCCGCGCUUGCAAAGUGUGGAAACAAAAGGGCGAGAUUUGUCUGGUCAUGUGCAGACACACACACAAACACACAGCUAACCCUGCUUUAUAUUCAUUAGGAGUCUCAAGAUGGUGCACACACAUGUUCUGAAAAUAGUGCCAAAAUAAAUCCAAACUAAAUGAGUUUAAUCGCGGACAUAAACAAGAGAAGAUAAACUCAAAUUUACCGUAUACGCUCACAUCGGACGUACCAUUAGCGUGCAAAAGCCUGACUCAGUGCUCUUACCGCUGGCGCUGGAUUUACAGUGUGGAAGUGCGAUCGGGCUGCAGAGAUUUUAUAGUCGAGGCGAAAUGUCACAUCAUCUCAGCGCUAAGUUUUAUGACUCUAAUCUGGCCGGCUGACACAGACACAGCACGCACUAGCAUGUUGAAAAUGGAAUAAUAGUACAUUAUGACACACAAGAGCAUUCAUCAGCGAGGUCUUUGCAGCUGGAGUCGGUUGUCGGAUCGGGCCAAUUUAUGAGCAGAUACGUCGGCAGACUAAUUCCAAAUAUGAGGGCGUCGUCAUUUGAAUAAUCUACACCGGGGGAGCAGAGGGCUAAGGGAUAUUUAACUUGAUGAAUAAGCUGGAGCUGUACAACUUGUGCUAUCUGCUAAGGUCUUAAAUCUCGACUGUAUCCCGAGGUAAAGGGGUGAGACUGUGGAUGGGGAGGAGUUCACGUUGGUGCGAAGAGAGAUGGGAGAAAAGGUCAGACAGUUAGAGUGAAGAAUAAGUAAACGCGCAGACUCCGACUAAAGAGAUUUCUCCACAGACGCGUCCACUAAAAAGACAAAUUAGUCCAGGAACAGGCAUAAUCCAUGUCUGUGAAACUGGCCACCAGUGUUUUCUCUCCGGGGAGCCGGGUCUUCAUUACAGCCCCGUUCUUCAAUAUCACACCCUGCCAGGAAACCGGUCGCCUCAGCAACAGUAAGAGGAAUUUGCUCUGUUAAAAAUAUCUUCUGCUCGUUCAGCCUCUUCUGUACAUCACUGUUCGAAACCAUUAUGAAACUAGAAUUACCAUCCGAGUCUACUGUGCACCAAGUCUGCGUCCAUGUCUGUCCAAACUUUUGGAUGUAUACGUAGUCGAGACUUCAGAGGAUGUGGAGUGUAUUUUUGGGCAAAAUGAAAUUUAUAACUAGACUGCCAAGUGCAAUCCGGGGGGAUAUCCGCCGUCCUCGCUCAGAGACUUUCUCCAAGCCGGCGUCGCCAAUUAAUUGGAGCUAUUUGUCAUGCAAGUCUAGUGUCUGAGGACAGAAGAAGUUGUUUUCUGUACACAGUCUGACAAUUUGUGACAAAUUUUUGAUUUAUGAUGCAGGAGUAUGUAAAUAAAACACAGAUGACUGCCUCUGAUGUUCCUUUUUCAGAAGUGUUGGUGUGUGAGAGAACUCCUUCAAAACAAACAAAAGCAGAAAUGAAAAUCCCUCUAAGUGUCGACAAGCUCGACUAAUGAGAUAAUUCUGGAAGUCUUCGAAACCGAAGACGAGACGGUUAAGAGGGCUGAACAAGUGAACAAAGCCGCACUUUCCAAAGUAGGUGACAAACACACACACAGGCGUGAUCUUAAACACACAAUUAACACAGUUUCAAGAUGGCACAACAGAUUUUAGUAAGAUGUCGAAAUAUGGCAGAGGAUUAAAUCAUCAUGGUGGUUUUUUCUAACCGAGCAUUUCACAAUUAGCGUCUAAUUUCUGGGGGAAAAAAGACGGAUGACACGACAGCAUCAACAAAGUGAAGCCAACACCAUAUGGGCUCCUAGUAAGGCUGGACAAUUACCGUAUUUUUCGGACAAUAAGGUGCACUUUAAUUCCUUAAAUUUUCUCAAAAAUUGACACUGCGCCUUUUGUAUGAUUACUUUUGCUUACUAAACGAUUUAAUGUGGUACAAUGCGCUAAAAGAUCUGUCGAAUGUGUAAGUACCACUUCACAAAAGCUGGAAUUAUUAACGAACAGCCAAUUACCGGUAACAGCAAUGAGAUUGACUCGGAUAACGACAAGAGGGAUCGGGACACGCACAGCUGUUUACCUCCGACACUGAAGAUGAAGAAUUCCAUGGAUUUGUGGAAGAGGAAUGAAUCAAUAAGUGAGCGAAUUUUUCUGUACCAGUAUUUGUUUGUUACAAUCGUGUUAAUAAAGUUUGAUUUACCGGGCUGUGUUGUUUUGCUAAAUGUGCCUUAUGGCACGAAAAAUACGGUAUGGCAAAAAUUAUUCAUUCAAAACUUGAGUAGGGGCGGGGUUUAAUCAGCUGUGUGAUCGCCAACGAUAACGUGCUAAUGCUAUUACUUGGCGCACGCAUCCUGCACCGUGCAGCACGCAUAUACUAAUACAUAUUAGUCCAAGUUAGAGCAACUUAAAUUUUUAAAAACUGCAUGUAGGGGAAACCCUGAAGUUGGUCGUGUUGCCUUGAGGAGCAGACACGACAGCGUGACGAACUUUGCAAACUAUUUCCUUUUGCUCGACUUCCGUCAAAUUGAAGCCAAAAUGUUUCUGAAGUUGUCCUGCCUUUCCUCUCAACCAAAAACAGCCUUUCUGCCAUGUUAACAAGGGUGCAUUCAAGGUGUUUUUACAGCACAGGAUCUGACAUACGCAGCACCGUGUGGCGCAUUAAUCGUCUUUCUUCGGUUAAAAUGUUUUUCUGAUCGUAAGAAGCCAAAAUCGAAAUCAUGAUGAACUUCGAUUAAUCGUCCAGCUCUAGCUCCCAUCAGUAAAGGUCAUGAAGCCUGCCUCCUUUAAUGGAGGAGGAGGACACAGAGAGAAGCUGGAGAUGUCUUCUCCACUUUUUCUCUGUUUUUUUUUUUGUGAACAUUUAUAACAGUGACCUUUAGCAGCCAGUCAUUUCCAGCCAGCCUCAGCGGUUGUUUGUGAAGCCCCCUUCAGGCGUAUCUGAGGUAAUGCAUUCAUAGAAAGUGAACAGAUGGGGGGCAGAUAAUAAAAAAGUAAAAUUUUUACACAUAAUGAGGUUAAUUUCUGAUUCUCAGCACUUGUUCUUCCUCUCCGGCUGAGUAAAUAUUAUCAGUGUGUGCUUAGCCUUGAAUGAAUGACCUUGAGGAAGGUGUACGCUGUGACUGCUCAGCAUAAUGGGGAGCAGAGGAAGGAGAUGAUAGUUAUCCCUGUGUGAGGAGAGGAGGGCAGAGCCGUCCCCCCUCAGUGCGGGUCAAACAGGCUCGGUGAAAUUAAGAGGAAAUAAGGACAGCAGCAGCGGCGGCAGCGGCAGAGACGAGGAGGCAGAGAGCGAGACAGGAGAAUGAGAAAGCGGGGGAGAUGAAGGGGAGGAAUCUGUGAGCUCAGUCAAGGAGAGAAAUAGGAGAAUUGGAGCAUUCCCCCCUCGUGGAUACUCAGCAUUUAUGUCCAGACAGAGAGACAGAAAACAUACAGUUUGUGCUUCCUUUGUGUUUGUCACUCCCACUGAUGUUUGUUACUCUCUGCAGCUUUAGAGUUAGGCUGCUCUCUUUCGCAUUUUAGACAAAAUCCUUCUUUAGCAGCUUCUCAGCUCUGCCCUGAUACAUGAGUCAUCCCAGUCCAGGGAGAGCUAAAUAAAAACACCAACACACACCCAGACAGCCCAUCUGGAAACAUACAACAGAUCCUGUUAACUAGCUCCACCAAACUUUUAUCUAGCAGAGUUAUUAUCGUAGAUGAGCAGAAUCCUGCAAAAACAAACUUUGUUCAAACUUGACAAAAAAAUCUCUGUACGCUCUGCUCUGGACUAUAGUUGCAGUUUAAUUAAGUAUCUUUUGGAAAGAGUCUAUAUGGAGAGCAAAAACAGGCAGUAAUCUAAUGAAUAAUUUAUUUCCGUUACCAGAUAUCUGCAUUCAUCUGCUAAUAAUCGGGUUUAGAAAAUACUCGAUUCACAACAUUUAAGCAGUAAAUAAAACUGAACUUAAGUUAAUCAUGACAGUCUGUCUGUAGACCUCCACUGAGCAGACUGGAAGUUGAUUUUAAAGUCUGUUGUAAGUGAGCUUAAUGAUAGCCAGCUGGCCACCAGGGGGAGCACCAUUCUAUUUAAGGGCUGGGAGAAACUUUGUUGCUUUACUGAUGUACCUGUUGUACUUCCCUGUAUGAUGCCUGCUCAUCACACUCGGAUAAAGUUUGUUCUGAUUUGCAAAGUUUGUGCGGUUUCCCUUCUUCUGUGGAGAAGGUUUUUUGGCGAUGAGGUGAACUGGGUUUGGCUGUGUUGACGUUAGCGUCUCCGUUUCAUUUUGUUAAAGUGCGCUAGUAAGCGAGCUGGGCGGCUGUGUAUGAGCGAGGGGGCCAAUGAUGGUUGGAGGAGACACAGGUCGCAGUGAGGGCAACGCAAAGACGAAAGGCACCAGCGGCUGCAAUGGAAUUGGCGGCGGAGCAGCACGAGGAAAGGCUUGAGGCACCGGGAGUAGCAGCGGAGCGACAUGAGGUUGGAGUUUGGCGAGCUGGGAUGGCUGCAUAUGGAACUGUCGGUGAAUUUGUGGAGGAAAACAAAGACUGGACUGAGUACAAAAUAAAAGCGAAAUAUACCGGGAGGAAGUUUUCUUAAAUAUACCAACAGUACAUUUUUAUUUUUACGUCAGAAGUUGAUUCGUAGCCUUUCAAAAUAAAAGAUAUAUAUGACAGGAAUAGGUUUUCAAUGUCGAAAGUUGACUGAAAGCCUUUCAAAUUAAAAACAAAUAUAUCGGGAGUACGUUUUUAUCUUUAUGUCAGAAGUUGAUUCAAUGCCUUUCAAAAUAAAAGAUAAAUAUGACGGGUGUACGUUUUUUAGUGUCGGAAGUUGACUCGAAGCCUUUCAAAUUAAAGCGAUUAAACCAGGAAGUACAUAUUUUUGGUGUUGUGUGAAUAUAUUUAAUUUCUUGUGUUCAACAAAGACAAAAUAUGAAACGGGAUGACCACGUCAACCAGACUAGAGCAGCGGAGGAUGGUCCUGACAGCGGAGGUCUACAGACAGACCCCUCUAAAUUUAAUGGCACUGAACCCCUUUGGUUAAAAUUGGGGCACAUCUCAGACCUUGUCUCACCACAUAUAACAGGAAUAACACGUGAAAAACAUAUAUUUUUCUUUUCUAUUCCCUUGUAACGUCUUAUGUCACGAUGAUAUAAGUCUCUGUUGACCUUUACUGUGCGAAGACGACCCUCCAUUUCAGCGAGAGAGCAUGAAAGUCCAUACAGAAAGGAGGCCGCGCUGGUACACACAAUAUAAGGUUGUAUAACUUACAUAUAUGUUACAUCAGUGUUCAUUUAACCUACUUGAACCUGGAUCCUUUCAGAGCACCGUGAACCUGAUAUUUAUGCCUCUUUGAACCGCUGCCAUAAGGACCCACUUGAGUCGGUCCCUGCUGUAUGUCAGAGUCAUUAACUAUGAAAGCAUGAGAUGGAUGUGAAGUCUUAAAACUCGGAGACAUGGAGCAGGAAAGUUUGCUGCUAUUUAGAUAUCCAACUCCAGUCUCCAGAACUCGAACCUUUACUUUACAUCUCAUUUUAUUUGUUUGAAUCUAUAACUGUUGGGCUUUUACGAAUAAAGAGGCAAAAAUAACCUGCAAUAGUUGCUCCACACAGAUUUCUAAGCUUAAAGAUGAUUAAGAGAGUGGAAGUUGUUGAAUUAAAACACAUUAAAACAUCCAGCUUCACCUUUUCCAACAUCUAAGCUACCUCAAGAGACCCUUUAGUGCAGAGAUUAAGCUUUAAUUGAUAAGAACUUUGCAUUUCCUAUAAUCUCUUUGUUGUGGAUAAGUAAAUCUGCGAUUAUAUACUCUCUAACUGCUAUUUUUCCCUUCUCGCUCACUCCUCCUCCUCGCUAAGCCUUUCAGUGUUGACCUCAUUAACUCCUAGACAGUGACAGAUCUGCGCAGCAUCACGCAUGUACAGAGAGAAGACAGUUUAAUAAAAGUUUCAGCACUUGCAGUAUGAGAAUCUAAAAUUACCCUCCUGCUGCAUGCGAACCGAACAUCUCUGCGAGCUCUGUGAAGGUCUCAUUAUUAUAAUUGGAGAGCUCUGGCGUGCUCUGAAUUAGGGGGAGCACUUUUGUGAUCCUUUUUACUUUUGCUCUCGUCAAGAAUCAUUUUAAAUCUCCAACUUAUGGGGUUUUGUGAUGAUUUAAAACAUUGCACGAGAAACGGCGAGGAACUGGCGUCUCUUUGAAUCUGCAACUGGGAGGAAGAGUGCAGGCUGGGUAUUUAUGAAUGGUUUCGAACAGCGGGAGAGAGAUGAACAGUUGGAUUUUCCCUGCUCUCAUUUCUAUGCCUCCUCUCCGUCUCUCGGCCCCCACCCUGAGUCAGUGCGCGGCAUCCCGCCGUACGUGACAUUCAGCCUGAGUGUGAAAAUCAGCAGAUGGGUAAUUUUUGUUUGUAUGCUUAGCGCGGUUGUGCGUGUUGCUGCCUGUGUAUGAAAAAGAGAGUGAGAGAGAGAGAGAGGGAGAGAAAGCGAAGGAGCGGGGAAUAAUUCAUGACCGCUGUACCCUAUAAUUAGCAAAAACUAAAUUGCAUGUCAAUGUAGGAGGCAGUUAAAUAGGCCUCAGCGUCUGUCAGAGGACAUUAAAAGCCUCAAAAAGAACUACAGUAGCUGCCGAGAGUGUAUUUCCUCUCACUCCUUCUCAAAUAGGAUUGCUAAAAUAGGAGCCCAUGGCCUGAAUGAUUCUGGGCCCAGUUUGCCGAGACCAAAACCGCCAAUAACUUGCUGAUGAAUUGCUAAUUCUCAAUUACUUUUUGGCUUUUAAUCUGUUAAUAAAAGCGACAGCUCAACCCUAGAGGCAGAAUCACAUUUAGAAACACAGCACUUUCUGAAAAAAGACGGCAAUUUUCUCUUUUUAAUUCUUUAUCCUAUUCACUCUGCUGCCUAUGAAGGUCCAGGCUAGCCCCAGGUCCACGCAUGUGUGUGUGUGUGUCUGUGUGUGUGUGUGUGUGUGUGUGCAGUAUACACCAGAGCAGCACUUCCACAGAUGGAGGCUGCUCUCAUUUGCAAAGGCUGCCAGCGGUUGGCUGAUUGAUCAGAUUGACUUUUUUAGCGGACAACAACCCCCCAGAGCUUCAUCGGAGCCCAUGAAUCAGGACGGGACGGGGUUUUUCUCUCACUGUUCAGAUCCGGUUUAUGAUGCUGUGUUCAAGAUACGACUCCAGAAGCUUUUGAUAUGAUGAAAAAUAUAAAACUUUGAGAACGACGACAACCAAUGAUUCUGCUGCAAAGUGACAUAUUGUGAUUUUAAGUAAAAAGGGGGUUCUCCUUUUGUUUAAUGCAAAAUAAAUAGUAUUUUUGUUAGGGCCGGGACUUUAAUUGUGAUUAAUUAAUUACAGUAAUAUGGUCUUGUUAAAAUUAUAAAUGCAUAUUAAAGUUUCAGGUAUUCCGCUUAUACCGGCGCACCCCAAUGUGAGUGAGUGCAGCAGGUUUUUUUUGCUUGAGCUUAUGUAUUCAUUCAGUUCAUCAUUCAUUGAUUCACUUGUAUACCAUUAAAAAAAUGAUUCUCACUGUUCUCAGGUCAAAUAUUUGUAUGCGAUUAAAAUGCGAUUAAUUGCAAUUAAUUGCGAUUAAUUAAUUACAAAGCCUCUGAUCAAUUAGAUUAAUAUUUUUAAUCAAGUCUUGUUGAUCAUGGCUCACAGGAAAGUGACUUUACAUGUUUAUAUUACAACGUAUUAAAGUCAUUAAACUCUCAACAUAUGUUCAGAGACAUUUAAAGCUCCAGUGAAACAGACUGAAAUAAAACUUGGCGCCUCUGUAUGAAAUCAAGACUGUCGGCACAGAAGCAACUUCUCCUCGACUAUAAUUUUAAAUGAUAAAACAGCUGCUCAAGGGUAGAUGUCAGAUGACUCAAAAAACUUUAAAAAACAAACUUUUAAAAACUUUUUUUUCACAGAGAGUGACUCAGUAUUUCACUGUUAAAAAUAAAAUGAGGGAACACUGGUCGGCCCAGUCAGUUCAUGCGUCUCUCCUGUGUAAAGACGCUGUAGAGGUCAGCGGAUCCACUUCCACCAGGACUCUUUGCUCCAUGUCUUUACAAACUCUAUUGAUAACCGGGUCCAUGAAGUAUUUUGUCUGAUCAGAAAAUCAAUCACGUUUGAGCUGAUCAAGUCUGCUAUCAGGUCUUGAGGGUCACUUUAAGUAACAUCAUACUUUGGGUUUAGUCUCGAGAGAUGAAUGUUACUGACCGCUUGCUUCUCUAUUUAUACCAUUUCGUAACGACCGCACGAUAGCAACACACAUCGGUCUACGCCUCCACGCGCAAACCUCAACCAAAACGCCACUCUAUAGCAACAAAUAAUGCUCAGAAUUAAUCAACAGGACAUAUAGGGUCACAGACAUAGUACUAGACACCAAACAUCUUUUUAACUUUGACUAAUUUCUUUAACAAAGAGACUAAACACAACUCACCUACUCUCCUCCAGCAGCCGCUUGUUUGUAGUGAAGCUCUGACGAGUCGAUCACAGAGUGCGGCGGAGUUUCACAGCUCACCCACAGCCAGACUUCAGAGCGAGUCCUGUUGGUUAAAGUUAUAAUCCAGUGUUAAAAUUAAUGCUGAUAUCAACUGGAGAAAAGCUAAUUAGCCAAAUAAUGGAGGUGACAGACGAUUACAUUGUGAGGCACAUUAGGCAAAAGUAAAUAAUACACUCUCAUGAUGUGUUCAAAUAUACACCAGAAAAUGAACUCGUUAACUUGAAAUCUUGGCUGAAUCUUCGGCUUUACUUUCCUACUUAAAAAAACACAAACACACUGAGAUAUUGAGUGGGUGAGUUUGUUUUCAGUCCCCUAAUUAAAAGGGUGGAGAUGUCGGGAUGUGUGGAUGUGGGGUUAUAUUCUCUGUUCUUUAAAAAGCUCCAUCUACACUUUGAUUACUGACCUCCUUUUUUAACUCACUGCUUCCUCCCUCUCUGUGAAAAACACCAAAGACCUGGAUUUGAAGAAUUCUCCUCUCUCUGUAGUUUAAUUGUUCUCAGUCGUAUCAUUAAUACCUCUGAUGGUAAUUGCCUAUCUUCGUGAAUUCUCUGCACUGUUGAUUGUUUGUAAAUUAAUGCAUAGCUUUGUUUGAAGAGCAUGACACAACAGAAGUUUAUUAGUGUGCCCCAUCUGCUCGGGGGACCUCUGAAGGGCUGUUUACAUCACACAACCUGAUGUUCAUGUCAGACGUUGACACAAGGCUCCAUAUCUUCCUAAUUGAUAGGAAGCUGCCAGCAUUGAAAAUAGCUGAGUGUGCCUUUAGCUUGAAUGGGUGUCGGAGGUAUUUCCAAAGCCCAUUGUGUGGACAGGCCUUAAUAGAGAGGAGGACUGAAACUGUACGAAAUGUUAAAUGAAUUACUUGCUACAUAAAUAUUAAUGAAUGGUACAAGUGAGUCAUUUAACGACUCAAUAAAAUGACAUUUACCAUGAUAGUUAAUCUCCAAUUGGACAAGACUAAUUUCUAAAUGAAAAACACGACUCUUAAUAGUCACUGAACGUCAGUUAUGAAUGGGUAUCUUGACACGCUGGCACCAUGGCCGCACAUUACAGAUCGUUAUAUCGCUCACAGGAGUCCAAGAUCAUUUGUUGGACUGCUAUCCUGCAGAAGCGUCGCCAUGACACCUACUAAGACCCGAGAGCUGGAGUCGCCUCAGUACUUUUUGGUUUUUGGACGCCUGUACAGCACAAAGCAAAUACAGAUAUUUAAUGGAGGAGUAAACGUUUUCAGGAAAGCAUGAGAGAUUUGAUCGGUGCACAAGUAGUUGUAUUUAAAAUCAUCUUCAGGGAGCGCGUCAUGACUGUAAUUUUGAAGCUAUAAGAUGUAAUCUAUCCCGUAUAUAAAUAUAGGAGGUACUCAGACUAGAUGCCUUCAGAGUUAUAAAUAUCUCCAUUAUAGGAGGGUUUGAGGUCAUAAAUUACACCCUGUGAAUCUGAUGUUUGAAUAAAGCAGCAGAUAGAGAAAUAGUGCACUUCACAGUAAAUAGAGACUGAUUUGUGACCCAGCCUGUUCCUCUUUAACAGCUGCGAGGAACCUCAAAGAAGAUGUCAGUCACAAUCUCACUGACAGUUUAAGUGCGCAGUCAGACUCUGGGUUCACAGAGGGUCCAUGUUGGGGGUCUAUCAUCUCAGUGUUGAAGCUGGGGAUGAAAAGAGCAGCAAGACUCCACUGAAGGAGGAAUUUGCCUCCAGAUAAAUGUGCGGUUAUAUUAUUUCCAUGUUCUCUGCUGUCCAUCUAGUCCACGGUUAACCUACAUUCAGAACACACCUGGGUUUUGUUUGGAGGAGGUGUAAGACGCCCACGGUGCCACUGUGGAUACUGAACUUCUGGACCACACUCGCCGUGAUGGUGGUCAGAACAAACACCUAAAUGUGGUCUGAGUACUCUGAGUAACACCCACACCAGCAGGCCUCCACUAACUUUCAUUUAAAACUGCAUGUGCACAUUCGCUCCUCUUAUCCCAAAUUUCCAUUUUGCCAUCCGCCAGUUCCUACCAGAUCCGUUUGUGAGGCGAAUUUUGUGGCGGAUUUCAGACAGCGGGAAUCGCAAGAACUCACAAGAACCUGCGGAUUCACAUGCAAUUGCUUGAUAACAAGUUGUCUCUAUAAAGACAGACACAUAGACAUAUAAGCAGUAGAUUGUGUCCUUCCAGAGGAGGAAAUCUACUUCUAGACUUUUAGACUUCUAGACGUCCAGAAAAAAAUAGAACCAUGGUGAUCUGCUACGAAGCCCGCUGAACCGCAGGGGGACGGAAAGAAGCCAGUGGAACCUGACAGAUUAACUUGAAUGGAAACGAUCAGCCACAAUCGGCGCCGACGGCCUUUUCGCUGCCAUUCCGAAUGUGGUGGAAACUGGGGGUUAGCUUACAGCCUAGUGAGCUGCUAGGAAAAAGUUUGAGGCUUUUAAGAAAACCCAGGAGGAAAACAGAGUGGCUUUAAAUAACUUCAUUUAAUAGGAGAUCUUUGCAGGAACACAGAGAGUUAAAGAGCUUUCUUCUAAUCAGCCAAACACCAACAUAAAUCAUCUUCAGAAACAGGGAAGGAUUAACACUCGAUGUUUUAAAGGAGAUGGUUCACAAAGAAGGAUGUUGACGCUUUAUUUUCUCCUGUUUAUUUUUCCAAACAUCAAAAUGAAAAAAAAGGGGCUGCGAAAAAAACGCAAUGUUCAGAUAUCCAAGAAGAUUCACUUUAAAUGGAUAUUUUAGAUUUUGUGUUUUCUUCAGGUAAUUGCACCAGCUGGUAAAAUGUAGUGUGGGUCAGGCCGUGAGAUCGGUAAUGGAGGGUUUGUUCGACCACUGAGUUGAUGAGUCAGCUAAACAGAAGGUGAAAGCCAUAAAUUUUUAGGUCUGUGAGAUGGAUCUGUGAGGGCAGAUCUGCUUUUUCUUCGUGGUCUGAGUCCUUUGUGGCGCCCCCUUCCCUGGCAGUUUCAUGGUCAUGUAUGACUGACCCCAAGGGAGACCUAAAACUUGCCUGAAGGAUUACCCAUCUCAUCAGGUUUAGGAGCACUUCAGGAAAACCCCCAAGAGGAGGGAACCGGCCAAUGACGCUGAUAAAGCAGAUAUUUGGACCGCCUAGCUGAGCGGGCUGCCAAUGGAGAGAUGGUUGGAUGGAUGGAUGGACAGAUGGAUGCAUGAGUGGAUGCACAGAUUGAGAGUUGGGAGGUAUGGACAGACGGAUGAAUGUUCGAUGGAGUGUUUGAAUCCACUUUUAGAGGACUGUCUAUCACCGCUGUGUUUGAAUGUGUACGUUUAAGAGAGCUGGACAGGUUCUGCCGCACAAUAGCAACAAACCACCAAAUUAUCCCAUCAACAUCAAUUACUCAUCCGCCGCUGAGCAGAUUCACAACAAGAUACUAAAAGCUCCCACAGCCUGUUCGCAGUGACACAGCCAAUUACUGCUAGUUAAACCUUGGAAGCCAAAAAUUAUUACAAGGCCUAAAGGUCUUCUGGAGCGCGCACACGCUGUCGACAACUACAAAUCCCCCCAAAAAAGAAAUUGUCAGAGUCGUGUAAUUAUUGCAGUUUCUGGUUUGGGAAAGUUCCACGGAGCAAAUAUAAAUGGCGUGACUCCUUCUUGAGAUGCAAAGCACUUUGAAACUUUAGAGUUAAACCUUCUGAAAAGAGCAGUUGCCAAGAAAUUCGACACUCCUCAGCGAGUCGCACGGCAAACAAUCGUCAAACAAUCGAGUGAAAUAUUGUUUUCCAUUUCAUUAUCAUACAAAGCAGGUGUCGCUGUAAGCAAAUACCUCGCCCGGGAGACACAUUGGAAUUUCCGCAGCAAUGUUUUGUCAAAUACCCGGUUUCAUUUCACGGGAAGUGCUUGAACUAAAUCUGACAAAGAUCCUCAUUCGCUGCCAAACAUCCCCACUCAAAUGAUCUGGUACUUGGUUUUUAAAGCCCAUCAUCCUUAAAGGGGGGAACAUUUCUCACACCAUCAACAGAAUCUCUUUACAUGCUUUAUGGAAAAUAAGUUUUUUUAACACUGGUUGUAAGAUGAAACGACUCUCUGAAAGGGACGUUUCUCGCUUCGUUCUGCCUGUUUUUUGGCUCUCGUCAUAAAUCCCUUAAAUCUGUUUCCUCUGCAAAGCGAUGCGUUUUAACUCCUAGCUCAUUAGCGGCACUUCAAAUCCUCGCUGUAUCGCAUCUCCUUCGCCUUUCAUUCAAUCACGUGCAACAGCAGCAGCAGCAGCAACAACCCCUGCUCUCUUGCACCGUGUCUGAGCCGUCUUCUCCUUUUCUGUCUGAGGAGCGUGCGUGAAGGUGGCUGGUGUUGCCCUUCUACCUUUCAGUGCACAUCAGUUUUAUGCAAAUCCGGAACAGCAGGGUGCGUGGGUUUUUAAUUGAGAGAGAAAACAAAGUUAAUCUAGUUGGAUAAACACUACCUUAAAAAACAAAACUCAGGGCAUCCUCUCUUCCUACGCUCAAAUAUUCUGCAGAAAAUAUGAAUACUGAAAAGGACGUGUGAGGUUUUGAUGUCUCUUGGAAAUCGUUUCACCCCAAAGUGGCGUGGAAAGUCAACAGAAAAGGAAUCGUGACUGGAAUGAGGUAUUGACGCCACCUCCUGUCCCUUGGGGCGGACAGAUUAGAAAUGGCGGCAGCGAACACAGGAGGGGGGUGCGGUGCAGUGCAGUGCAGGGGCACGACGACAGAGCAAGUUUAGGAGGGAGGAGAGAGGAGGAGGAGGGGCGGGUUAUUGACACACAGAUUAAAUGGAUUUCCCUGUAAAACCAGUGGAUGAAAAUCUAACAACUCUGACACUGGUGCAUUGGGAAAUGAAAGCAGCAGAGGUGCCUAAUAGCAGGUUUCAUGGUACAGUUGUAAAGAUUUGGAGUAAUGGUUUUCACUGCAGUGCUUUGUAAUCUUUUGUGGCUCUCGAUUUAAAAUAUGGAGGGAUAGUCCAACAUCCACUCGGGGGGACAACCCAAUUAUCAGAGCGAGGGGUAGUUACAGGCUGUUUUUUUUCUUCUUCUAAAGACUGAAAAGGAGCUAAUCUUAAUUAUUCAGGUGUUUAAAAGUGUUAUUAGUCAAGUCGACGUCCCUAAACUAAAAGGCCACAGACAUAACAGCUGGGGUUUUUUAUGUGGUCCACGCUCCACUGGCUGCAGUCUGGUAAUUUCAAUAAAAAUGGGAGAAAAUUGGAGGUUGUUUCCAAGGGGAGGUUAUAAUUAGUUGAUAACAGCUGACAGAUGCAUUAGAGGUUAGAGCACAUCUGGGUUUUAAAUGUGUUUUGUAGGUCAAUUUGAAAUGUCCGAGAUCACAGGUGUUGGCUCCAAUAAAUCCUAAAUUGAAAGGGUUAUGGUUUAUGGGAUUUGACAGCCCCCCGACAGUGAGAGUGUUUCCCCGUUUCGUCUUAGAAAACCGCCGAAGGAAUCUUCCCACCGAAGCAUCGAUCAACUCUAACCCCAUGUUAAUAUUGUCAGAACAUAUUUAACCUUUAAAGCUGCCUUAAUCUAUAUUUCAGUAGAAAAAGCGGCUCUAAUAAACCCCGCGUACGUGGCUGCUCCGACACUAGAAGGCAGACAGACACACUUAGAGACUGGCUGGUGAAUUUAGUGGAGCAUUAAGCAGCAAAAGAGCCAGAAAUCUCCCUCUGGAGUUUGUGCAAACUAAAAGAGUGUUAAAAGGACAGUGAGUUUGGGUCUAAAGUUCUUCAUGUGGGAAGAAACAUUAUUAAUAAUUAAGGCUAAUGGUGCGCAAUGUCUGCUGAGUGUGGGAAAGGCCUCAAACUUUUCUCACAUGGAAAUAAAAAGGGUGUCAGAAUGUCUUUUUUUGGUUCACAGCUUCUUCCACCCUGACAUGCUGGAAAAAGUUCUAGAAACAAGUGAAAGUUUCUUCGUCUUCUUUCCACAUUUUUGGGGUUUUUACUCUGCAGAAAAUUCACACUUACUCUGAAAACUGCUGCACAGAAAAGAAAAGGGUAAAAACUUAAUCUGAAGUUCUCAUAGUAGUGAUAAAAAGUCCAGAUUAGGGAGAGAUUGGCACACAUGGGCGGACAUCCUUGGUUAGUUGACUCACUUGGACCUGGGUAUUGAGUCCUAGUCUUUCACUGUGGCCUCUCUAUUCAACACACAGAUUAGCGGAUCUACAUGGAUCCACCUGUUGCAGAGUAAAGUCACAUAACAAGACUUUUUUGCUUGGGUUGGCUCAGCUGUGUUUUUACUUUUACACAAUAUUCAGAUUUGUCUAAUAGUCUGUACUCUGAGAGGAUCCAUCCAAACAUAAAAAGACAUAUAAGAGAGUAAAGAUGGUUAUAUUAUAUCUAAUGGAGGCAUAAUUGAACCCUGACCUUUCCUGUGAAUAUGCUGUGUGCAUUAGGGCUGGGAAUCUCAGGGUACCUCACGACACGAUAGGAUACGCGAUACAUGGCUCACAAUAACGAUAAUAUUUCGAUAUGGGGAUACUGCGAUUAUCGAGACAUUGGUCCCGGUAACCUGAUAUAUCUGUGUAACAAAGAAGGACACUAUUUUAAACUCAUUUAGAAAACAAGCGCUGGAACAGGUUUUUCAGUGAAAUAUUUACGGCUGGGUCAUCAUGAAGCGAAGCCCCUCAUUUUCCACAACGCUGUACGGACGAAGGUCCUUACAUAUAUACACAGAAAUGUCAUGUGUCAUUGCUGUUGCUCUGGGUGAACUAAACUGAAGUUUUGCCUGACAGAUAGAGUCAACACUUGGCUGUACCAAGGAGUCAGUAGGUACAGUUUUCUCUGCAAGCUGUGUGGCGAAUUUUCGAGAGACACUUCUGAAAGUCCUUUUUUCCAGCUUGGUCCCGUCAACACUAAAAAUGCCAAAAUGUGUCCAUACUCUUGAUUUAAAUGAAGCAGGUACUUAGCUCCAGUCCACCAUAUCUGCUCCGUUGUUUGUUUUUUCACUCUCUGUGGUUUUGGCCCAUAGACUGUACAUAUACUAUGGACAUCUUGGUUACGCCUCCAGAACCAAGUUGUCCAUAAAAUCUGCGAUUUUUCUUCAUUUCCUGAAACUAGCAUUGCACAGAAGCGUUGUGCGCAUUUGGCGGGAGAGUCGCCGAAAGUCGCUCUAAUGACAUUCAGCUCAAACAGCGUAUCCCCUGGGUGAGCUACGCAAUCCCUGAACGCCAACAGGCCAUAUCAGGUGUCAAUCAUAGAAAACAUGAACCCCCUAUGAAUGGAGCUGUAUAGAAAAAAGAGGACUUGAGCACAAACCAGUCUGACAGUAACUACAUGUCAACAUCGCAAACAGCUUUGCUGGUGGAGGCAGGAUUUAUGACCUAUACUGCAGCCCGUCAACAGAGGGUGCUGUUCUCAGAGUGGCUUCACCCAGCGAGGAGGCAGACUCUGUCCAUUCUAUAUACAGUCUAUGAUUUGGCCCAACAGUCACUCAUUCGCCUGAGGAGCGCCCCCUGGAUGACAUGUAAAACUCGACUCGAAUCGCUAAGGGGGAGCGAUGAAAGAAGUGUAUAGCGGCGAGCACGCAUCGAUAAUCCAUUGUUAUGUUAAAUAUCGCGAUAGUUCGCCAUAUCGAUAUUUUGUCACAUUCCUACUGAGCAUAUCUGAACAAAGGGAAAUAGCAUUGCUGUUUUGAAUGAGCAUCAAUACAACAUUUCCCCCCUAAUGUCACCAGUUUGACGACGUUAAACAGAGUCGACAGGGAUGGACUAAACUUUCUCAGCCUGUGGAGUUUACAACAGAAAACUUUAAAACUCACUUAAUAACCAUUAAAGGUGCCAACAACAAAAAAAAAGGGUUCAGUCCUGAUGAAAUCAUAAAAGGCUCAAAAUCCAAUUGUGAGCGCUGUAGGUGCUCAUUGAUUCUUUAGCAUACAGACGGUGAAACCCAGGAUCCACUUUUCCAGACAGGUGAGAGAUGAGAGAAACUCCUAUUGAGCGAUUGCACCGAAUUACAGGAGCUAAUGGAACAGUUGCGCGGCGCUCACAGCGGCGUCAGGAGUCAGGACUGUGCGAGGAGGAACUCGAUGUAUUGACUUCAUACUUUUGAUCUCGGCCCGUUUUUCAACACCGCAUGUUGCAAGAAACGAGACAUCGCACAGUCCUUUAACCAGAGUUUGAACUUUUUGUAGCAUAAAGGCGUCAUUUUAGGAGCGUCGCUUUUUGGACAGGAAUUUAAUAUAGUCUCGUCUCAUGUGUGUAUUUUGUGCGAGUCGUCUCCCCCCACGCCUCCCCCCCCGUGACACUGACUAACUGCCGGUCUGGGAUGUCAGAGGACUGCUCCUCACUUUGAUGAUGACUCGCUGUGGCACGCCGCCUUUGAUCGUCUCCCCAGCUUUGUGAAUAAAGAAUACGCUGUGAUUGACGCCGCGCACAUUAUGGCCGUUUGAGAGUUGGCGGGGGAGAAAAAGACACGUCUGUCAUGUUGAAAAGGGGGCUCCUGUCUCCGCCGCUGAGGGCCAAGUUAGAGGCGAUGCACUCUGUAAGCUGCUUUCAACAUCUAACCCUAUACGCGGCCUGUUAUCGGCGCUCCCCCUGCAAUGAAUCGACGCCGUCUUUUUGUAGUGCGCUGUGCGGUUUGUUUGAUUUCAGCAGCGUUUCAUCAACACCCACGGCUAUUUUAAAGCACAGGCAGCCUGAAUGCAGAUUUGCGGGUUCGUUACACUUAUGUGCCGAGAUGAACUCUCCGCUCUUAUCGUGAAAGGGGGACGUGACGGAGCGCAGAUCUGCCGUAAUCAAGCAUAAUGGGUGAUAAAACGUGCUUAAACCUUCUGCUACGACACACGGCCCCUGUCUCAUCCUGUUUGGUAUUCUCAGCCGUAGAGGCAAUUACAAGAAUAUUACGCAGGAUAACAAGAAUACGGACAUCAGGAGAAACACAAAACCGGUAUUUUGUCCUUUGAUAUUCCUUUGAUAUGCAGGAAAUAGAUCUGAAAAACAAAACCUGUUGGUAAUAAUAGCAAAGAAAUGCAAAAACAGGCGUCUUUAGAAUUCCAACAAGCAGCGUAUACAGAUCCAUUAGAUACAGUGGAUAUGCUCUGUGAAUAAUGCACUGCAGACAAGGCUAAGCCCUACGGGGGCAGCUGAGUCUGGUGGUUUUAAUACGUUGAGGAAAUGUGCUGAGCGCCUCGGAGAUGUCACACACAUUCAUCAGUGCGACGAAGGGGAAUCAAGCUGACAACUCUGCAUACAGGCAGGUUUGUUAUUGGAGGGAUGUGUUAACAUGUAUUCAGGGAUUUAAGGGUAUAAUACAGUGUGGUGUUAUAAUCACUGCUGGAUGUGAGAGAUGGGAUUAAGACGUGACCUGCAGAUCUUGUCAGCUCUCCCACAUGCACACACGAUUUACAUAUGUGCAUGUACGGGUGUUUACUCGCCUGAGUACUGGGAGAAUCCAAAGCAAUCUGCCACCUCCUCUGAAAGUAUCCGAGCGCCGACUGUAACACAAAGGACGGCGAGGAACACCUGCCGAGAUGAUGGAGAUGGCGGACGGCCAAGACGACAUAUGGGUCUCAUUCUGGCCCUAAUGAAGACAACCUGACAUAAAUAUCGGACAAAACGGACCGCUCUGGAGACCGGCACUGAAAGAUUUGAUCAAACCUCGGCGGUGUUAUGGCAGGAGUAGAAACGUGCGAGGAAAGCAGAGUCUGGGCCGUGGUACGAUAGAUUUAAUGCAUAACAAUGUGGCUUUCCGAAAGUAAAAACAUUUCAGUGAUCCUUGAAGCUUUCAGGUAACAGAGCAAAAGAAUUCACAGUUGCCGGAUGAGAUGAUUUCGUUGCUGUAAACAAGUGCGAGCUCAAGGUGUAUGAAGUGUCAGAACAUCUCAGCGUUAAAAGCGAAAAGCUUUCUUAAGCCGGGGAGACGUUGCUAUCCUCGAGCUCUGAGACGGUGUCAAAAAGACGAACAUCAGAAGCAUGAACACGGAUAAUUAAGAGAAGUCAGGGAACUCAAAAGCAGCACCUGGAAACAGCAUCUAUCCUAAACUUUAAACCCUUUAAAUUGAUUUUUCCCUCAUAAUGUUGAAAAGUGGAGAACCCCGUGCCAAAUACUGCUCCUCCGGUUUGUGCUGACUGUCUUUUUCCUUGGCCUGAGCGGACCUUCCUGUUGUUUUUUAGAACAAUCAGCAAAACAAACAGAAAAAUGGUCGUAAUCCAACUCACUGUCUAAACCUUUGUCCUUGUAGUGAUCCACGUUUAAGCCCGCAGACAGCGAGGGCGCCUCGGACCGCCUGACGAGGACGCUCUGCCUGUUUAGAGAGAUAAUAACUUGGACCACAGACGCGGUAAUAGCCUCCCCCUGAGAAGAAAUGUUGCACUGCCACUUCACAGUGUUGUCUAUUUAUAGAGCAGCAUAAUUAAUAUGCUGUAAUUGUAAAGCUGUGAUGUACAGAGUGCACUGCGAAGAGGCCCCUGUGUUCUCGCAGGAGGAAAAAAGUCGAGCAAAGAUGUAAAACGAUAGUCGACACGGCUGUCAAAUCACAUAUCAGCGGACAUUUCUUUCCUUCUUUUCUCUAUUUCUGCGACGACACCGAGGGCUAAUCUCCAGCCCGGGGUGAUACAUUAUAAAUGCCGAGCAGAAUAUGCAAAACGGAGCGGUGCAUUUCUGUCAUGGCUUCACACUGACAAAGGCACUUUUCUACCCUACAUGACAGAAAGGAUUAAUAAUCAUCCAUUACUGUCGGAGUUCAUCAGCGUCCCGGAUCGUACCGGGGAUCCGUGUUUCUCAGCUGAUGUCGUAAUCCCAAGGAGGGUCCAAACCGUGGUUAUGAUCACACAGGCUGUAAUCCGUUCAUUAGGGGGAAACAAUCUCAAAGUCCUCUCUUUUUUUUAUUAUAAUUAAUGGUUUUUAAAUGAUGAUGUGAUGUACUGUAUACGCGGGAGCAGCCUCCCUUAUAGUAUGUUAAUGAUCCGCAGCAUUCUGUUAAUCAGUCAAUUAAUCACCAUCUUAUGAAUUUAAUCUCUUACUUAGUUCCUGUUCUACAUAAUGGGUUUUAAACAUUCAAAGUCAUGCUUGGAUUACAAAUGAGCCUCAUCCUGAUACCAUGAUCCUGUCCUACUGGGCUUUAUUGACAGGCUCUGAUCCGGCACGUUUACAAUUCGUCUUUAACAACGUCUCUAUGUUGGCAUGACUUUGCAAAAAGAGCCCACUGAAGUUAUUUAGUGUUUUACUUCAGCACCACGUACAGUUUUUAUUUUCCAGGAUGAAGAAUAACCUCUUCACUAUCUCCCUCAAAAAGCACAUUUUGCGUUUUAGAUCCCAGACAGCACGGCUGAAAACAAACUCAUGUUUAUUUAUCACUUUAUACUGAAGCCUCUCACAUCAGGAGCUCAGUUAGUCCGGACAAAAGUAAAAAAAAGGGUUUACUGUACGAGAAUAAACGAAGCAACUGUACAAUUUUAAUACGACUUUAAGAGGGAGUGAUGUUUUUAAAAGGAUUGGUAAAAAAAUUAAAAUAUUGUCUUAUUGGACUCGUGUUACAAGUGUUUCUGAAAACCUUUUUAAGCUGCUUUGAAAAGUUUUAAAUGACUGGAAUCUCUUUAUAACCUAAAGUAACAAACAAGACUGUCAACAAAUAGAGUGACUUUUUCUAUAUUUCUUUAUUUCUGCAUUUUUAUUUGAUGUGAGAAAAAACCCCGGGGGAGACAUCUACGGUGGCCGACAGGUGCCAAAAGACACAACUUCAAAAGCGCCCCCACAGGCCUUUGGGCGCUCCCGUUGUUUUGUUCUUUACAGCUGUUUGUGUUUUUGUAUUUGUGUGUUUGUCUGCACUUUUGAAGCCGUGUUGUUUCUGCAUUUGCAGCAUGCUCCUCCUAAAGAAGAUCAUUCAGACUAUUGCAGAUCAUUGGCCCUUAUCGGCCACCGUAGCUGCCAGAGUGGUUACCUGCUCUCUGCUGAUGAGCUGUUUUUCGUUCAGUGAUCCAUCUGAGUAUUGACACAGACUUUCUUUUUCUGCAGAAACACUUUGUAUGCAAUCAGCAAAGACCACAAAGAACAUACAGACCAACAUUUAUAAUCUAAAGGGAGUGUCUGCCGUUAUUUCAACAUGUUAUUAUUCAUCAGAGACUCAUUUUUGGUCAUAAUUAUCAACUUUAUCAGUAUUAAAGUCAUAAACUCCAGCCUUUUGGUCUCUGGAGGACAUUUGAUCUGACUACACUAAGUCAGGGUCCAGCUGUUUCUGCAGAAGUUUGUUCAAGUUCAGCAUAUGAUGAUCACAGCGCUCCUAUUUGUCACACAGUCAGUGUUUUCAUGGUUGUGUUUAGGACACGAGGUCAACUCUGUGACUGUAUUUGAACAAACUAACCCUCCACUGUUCACUAAAUACAGUAACUAGCUGCGAUUACAAGGGCACAAAUAAUAGGAAUAAAAAAGUUUCAUGUAAACAUGUCAAUCGGAAAAUUCUGAUCCAAUUCGGCUCAAUCAGAAAGAAACUGUAUUCCGAUCUGGAGGGGUGGUUUAUGCCGAUCGAUAUUCCAGAACCCGUCCAUGAAAAUCGUGACUCUCUAACCUGACUCGGUCUUCACUCUUUAGUCUUUCGCUUAUUUAUUAAGGUUUCUUUAUGAACACAAAUGCAGGUGUCAUACCUGCUCCUCCAAUAACAUAACAAGGCGUACAUACAGCGUAAUGAUGUCACAUCUGAACGCACAGUGCAACCUUUGACAGGACAGUAAAAUAAGUAAGCAAGGGCGCCAUCUAGGGACAACAUCUAACAAGGGUAAACUCUUGAAUUGGAUGGAGUGAGCUAAUACCGUGUUUGUUGGUUUGUUGACAGCACAGGCGUCGAUACAACUCUUCUUCUGUGAUUGUUUUAGUGAAAUCAGACAAUCAGAUGCUUCUAAUCUGAAUAAAACCUGGUGCAUUUAUGAUCUGAUUAUUUGACUCUGCGCCUAUAUCAGUAGAUUCUGAUUAUCCGAUCCCUCAAAUCAAGAAAUUUUGCACAUGUAAACAUGGUUACUGAGCAUACUACUAACCUCAGGUUAACACUAACUUUGGCUCUGUUAUAAACCGCUCAUAACUGUUUUAAUUCCUUUAAGUUGCUGAUUUCUUGAGCGUUUUAACUCCAGCUGCAUCAGAAAAGUGUGAUAAUCUCGUUACCUGACUACCUUAAAAACACAUUAUCAGGUUAAGUGUGGUGGAGAGCUCCAUUGAGCCGUGACAGAUCUGAAAUGAAGAAGACUCUGUCACACUUUGGAGCGCUCUGGAGGGAGUUCUCUAAAGUGCGAAAAAUACCCCUGACGUUGUCACUGUCAUUUCGUUCUAUUAUUAGACAGAUGGUGGAGAGAUGACAGGAAAUGAGAUGGAGAGAGGCAGGUAUCAACGUGUAUCUAUAGGUCCCUUCAUGCUCGGCGCACGUUACUUUGAUUUCCACUUUUUUUUUUUCAUAUCAAUCCUUUCAGGGUCGAGCAUCUUAAUGUAAAAGCAAUAAGAGCAGAUGUUUGAUUUUUAUAAACUCUGACUGCUUUUAAACUCGUCGUUUUUUCAGACUUUUCUUAGACACGCUGACGUAAGCGGCGGGAUAACUGCUCUAGCUUUUUGAAGGGCUGGACUAAACGUUAUUAAUUCCAGUCUGGGUCUGAACGUCAGCUUAGAUUACCCUUGUUGGGAGUGGAGGAAUAUUUUGGGAUGGCUUCAUUCCUUCCAGGCAGAAGUUUCAUGGUCACUUGCUUCAAUCUGGUUAUAAAAACGCCGCGGCGCUCUCUCUGAAUGCUGCACUCAUAUCUGGAAUUGAAACGUACCUCGACUGACAGAAACACUAAUGUGAUUUAUUUGUGUUCUGCUUGGAGGACUCAGUGACAGGAGGAGCAGACAGAAACCAACACAACAUUACAGAGUGACAGAUAAAUUCCCCUCUCUACAUAAGCUCAACAAACGCAAACUCGAAGAGGCGUUUCUGCUCAAUUAGCACAUUUCACCGCCUCUUAAACCUCGCCAGGACUUCUCUAUAUACUAAUAUUUUGAUAUACUGAGUUAUUUAUUGAUAGUAGGCUCCCACUGGUGAGUUAAGCUCUCAGCACCUGUACAGUUUUUCCCAUUUAAUAUUCUAGUAACUGCUGUCGACUGUCAAUGAGAUGCACCCGCUGACCUCGCCUGUCUCACGCCUGAACACACACAUCAGCAGGUUUGCUAAAAGAGGCCAAAACAGAGCAGUUAGAGGCAUCAUUCAACGGAAAUACACCGUAAUUGGCGAGCCAAUGGAGCUCCAAUAAACCCCUCUGAGGAAAGUUGUUAUUAUCAAUUUAAAGUUUGACAAGUUCUAGACGCUGUGCAUGCACAGUCAGGUUAAAAUGUGCUCUUAUUAAACUCUUAACACCCAGUUAUAACCUUCCUGUACAUUGACACUGCAAUCAUAACUUCAUUGUUUUACAUUAGAGACUGACUUAUUGGGCCGAUAAAUGUUCGGGAAAUGAAUAAAUUUGCACAAUUUUCCGAGUCGCGCUCGCCUAUGGAGGAAAAAGUAGUGCAGAAAAAAAAAGAGGAGGUGCGGAGCGGUUAGCCUCUAUACGAGACUUUAAAAUUGGUUUCUGCAAUUUCUCGCAAUAAAUCUUGUAUUAAUUUAACAUCCCCAAAUUAAACUACCGGGUGUUAUGGCCCCAAAUAUGCAGAAUAUAAUAACAUUACCAUUGGAGCAUAUUAAGCCAUGAAUCCAGAUGUCUUGUGACACGUCCCAGACAACAAAGAGGUAAUGACAUCCUGCAGCAGUCUCACUCCAACAUGGGCAAUAUGUUCUGCCCUAUCAAUAGUGCAGGAGGCUUUAUUUGAGCCAAGCUGACACAUUACUUGGCUCCUCAUAUGUGAAAGGCCGUUGGCAAUGAAAACUGUGUUAUAUGGCCCAGUAGUGCUGACAGGUUUCUUUCUCCCUCUCCUCUCUACCCUCCCCCCUUUCUCCCUCUUCCUCCUCUCCCUCUUCCAGGCUGUGGAGAGGCCGGCACGUGGCAGGAGGAAGAGGAGGGGACAAAGAUGGAUCUUCAGCUCGGUGUGAGAGCCUCCCCCCAGGGAAGCCGACGUCGGACGCAAGGCCUCAUGGGCCGUUGACCUGCUGUCUCCGUGAUUUAUGGCGGCUGGGGGCCUCUGGCCACUGCAGACUCCUCUCCUCUCUCUCCUCCGUUUCCCGUCACACACGCCGCAGGAUUGUAAGGAGCCACACACACUGCACCACCGUCUCCAAGAGGAUCCGAAGAGGGAUUCCACGCACAUGCUGAGCCACAGCGCGCCCGCCGCUUCGUACGCCAUCUGGUACAAAAAUAGACACCCCCAUAAACAUUUCUACGCUACAGCGCCGUGUCCCACAAUCCCAUCACAUGUCCAUUAGAGUAAAGGAAGUAUUCUCCGUUUGAGUGUAUGUGGAUUACUAUCAGUCAUGGUGUGUCAGCUGUACAGCCGUCGCUGUAGCUGCUGCUCAUGAGCAGAGGCGGAUCAAUGGAAGUGCGCUGAGUAACGAGGUGAAGCUCCUUUAUCCACAUGGUCUGAGAGCAAUCAGCAGCCAGGAUAUCUUCGCUGACUCUACACACCGCUCGGCCUCUACAUCACAGUAACCGCCGUCAUCUCGGGACCGACAGCGCAGUGACUCAUAGUAUUGUUUCAAUAUCAGACACACGUGCGGGACAUCAGCGCCUGGAAACCUCCGGGUUGGGAGAGGACGCGCCGCCGUAUUCCCCGUCUUGACUGGUCUUUCUUUUGGAAGCUGGAGACUGAGAGUGAGAGCCAGCAGGUGCCCUCACCAUGGUGUUACCGCCCCCAGAUAAACGCCACGUGUGCCUGACCACCAUCGUCAUCAUGACCAGCAUGGCCUUCAUGGACGCCUACCUGGUGGAGCAGAACCAGGGUCCCAGGAAGAUAGGAGUCUGUAUAAUAGUCCUGGUAGGGGACGUGUGUUUCCUCAUAGUCUUGCGGUACGUGGCCGUAUGGGUCGGCGCCGAGGUGCGCACGGCUCGGAGAGGAUACGCCAUGAUCCUUUGGUUUCUGUACAUCUUUGUCCUGGAGAUCAAGCUCUACUUUGUCUUCCAGAAUUGCAAGGCGGACAGGAAGAGUUUGGAGACGGUGGCCCGGAAAGCUUUGACGUUGUUAUUAUCCGUUUGUGUACCGGGUCUGUACCUGGUUCUCGUGGCUCUGGAUAGUAUGGAAUACGUAAGAACUUUCCGGAAGAAGGAGGACAUGAGGAGUCGUCUGUUCUGGGUGGCGCUGGACCUUCUAGACCUGCUGGAUAUCCAAGCCAACCUAUGGGAGCCCCAGCGGACAGGCCUGCCCAUCUGGGCCGAGGGUCUGAUGUUCUUCUACUGCUACAUCCUGCUGCUCAUCCUGCCCUGCGUGUCUCUGAGCGAGAUCAGCAUGCAGGGCGAACACAUGACGCCCCAGAAGAUGAUGCUGUACCCGGUUCUGAGCCUGGUCACCAUAAACGUGGUGACCAUCCUUAUACGAGGUGUUAACAUGAUUCUGUUUCAGGAUAGCCGCGUUUCCACCAUCUUCGUCGGGAAGAACGUAGUCGCCAUCGCCACCAAGGCGUCCACCUUCCUCGAGUACCGCAGGCAGGUGAAGGAGUUCCCCCACCCGCAGAACGCGAUGGCGCUCGAGCUGCAGCAGAACUCCGUCAGCCACACGCAGCCGCUGCCAAACGCCACCAGUUUGCCGCACGAACCUUCGCCGGCGCAGGACGUUAUCGACACAUGACCGCCAGCGCUGGACUGAAACCCAUUAGAGAACUGACUGCUUUUUUUUACGACAGCUAAAGGAGCGGAGGUAGAUAGAGAAAUCAGCUGCAUGACAGGAUGAUAUUCAGCUCUAGUCAUGCCAACGAGAACCGCUGUGAAACCAUCAAAGAGAUUUUCAGCAUCACCUGCCUGUCAGAACCGACUGUAAACGGACUCUCGGCUCUGAGCGCGGCGUCCGUCCAGACUGUCCAAAUCAAGUCAAAAGGUUUUUAUUGUGCUGUUGUGUUUUUAAUCGUUUCCAAUGUUUUCAAACUUUUAUGAAGAGACAAUCUCUGCACCGCGCAGACCGCUGACAUUAUGUUUGUGUAAAAUGGACUGCUGGUUCCCCCUCGGUGAGUAUCUUGUGUUUUUUCUAAAGGUCACAUUUUUAACAGUGCAUCUGUGGCAUUUCCUUUGAAUUCCAGCGACCAAAGGACAGAGCACUCAGAGCGAAGCGCUGAUGGAGAGGAGGAGGAGGAGGAGGAGGAGGAGGAGCGGAGAGUGACACGGGUCAGGCAUUGGGGGGCUUAGCGUGCUGUGCUCCGAGCAGGGGUGGUGUCAGAAGAAUGCUUAUCUGUCUGUGUUUGGGUUCUGCUGAGAAACAAGCUCUGUACAAGCUGCUGCCUCAGUCAGUGUGACGCUUUACGACCAAAGGUCUGAUUAAAGCACCGGAGCUCAGCACUAUACCAUCUACUGCAGGCAUCCAAGCGUGUGUUUCACUGUGUGUAUGACUGUGAGUGAGUGUGUGUGUGUGUGUCUAUGAACACCCACACUAGUCUAUAGAGUCUGUAUGCCUGCAAGUGUAGGCGUUCACCGCAGGAGGUGUAGGCUAUUUCACAGCGUUUUGAAGCAAAUGUGAGUGAGUUGAUGUGUGUAACGACUCUCCAAUGAGAAAAAAAAACAUGUUGAAGAAAAAUAAAUUAAAAAAAAAAAACAGUAUGAUGGCAGUGAGACACUUUUUGUUUCCUGUACUGUACAUUCCUCUAAAACGAGCUCAAGCCUUGAAAAGAGAGGAUGCAGAGUUCAGAGUCAAGAGAGCGCCUCGCUGAAAAAUCCACAAAAAAUAACUCCUACGAAAACAAUAAACAGAAAAAACACUUUUCUGAUGAUAUUCAGUUUAUUGUUAUUAUCAUUAUUAUAAUUAUUAUGUAUAUUCUUUACUUGUUGGAGGCAAACGAUGUUUUAAUAAAAGUAUUAUUACAUGAACAAUGA